GCCCGGUGGCGCUCGCGUCCCAGAGGCGCUGUCCUUUCCCUCUCCGCAACCUUCCCCCGCUCUUUCCCUGCGUCCUUUUCUCUCCUCUCUCCCCCCGCGCUGCUUCUGCCGAUGGGGUUGCCGAAGUGGGAGGGGGUCGUGGAGGGCGUUUCCCCGGUCGCCGCGCGGCGUCACUCCCAGCAUGCAGCGCGGCCCGCUCCUGCCGCCGCCGCCGCUGCCUCCGCCGCCGCCGCUCCUGUCACCGCCGCCGCCGCCGCCGCCUCUCCCGCCGCCGUCACUUUCGCAGCUGCUGCCGCCGCCGGCGCCGCGGGGCUGGGAGACAUGGCGGAGGGAGGCGCGGCGGACCUGGAGACCCAGCGCUCGGACAUCGCGGCGCUGCUCAAGACGGCGCUCCGCAAGGGCGACACCUGGUGAGGGGCAGGGAAGGGAUGGGGGAGGGGGAGGCCGAGGAGGGGGAGAGGCUGGUGAGGGGCCCUUCUGAGUGACAGGUGCGGGCGGAUCCUGCCUGCCUCGCCCACCUCUUUUUCUUGGGGGGGGGUGGAAGGCGGCAGCAGCCCGCCGCCCUUCCUCUCCGCCCCCCCACCACCAUCACCAACCCCCAAAAUGCGCUGGGAGCGGCAUCCCCAUCGACGAAGGGGCUCACCUUGCCUCGCAGGUGGCGCCAAGGCGGGGCCAGGCGCUCACAGCCGUCCACCCGCCCCUCCGCGCAUCUUUCCCAUGACAGGUUCUGGAGAGGCAAGGUUUGUGCCAAGGUGCUGCUUCCCUCUCUCACCUGCGAGAGGAAGAGGCGAGCCGGUCCAGCCGGCUUUCAGUUGCAGGCACUUCUUCUCCCAGGUGUUUUCUCCUAUUGUUUCAAUCGGCCGGAAAACUACCACACACAAAAAACCACACACACACCCUAUUUUUUUCUGUGUAUUGAAGGCAACCAGUGAUCGAGUGUGACUGUUUUCUGGGUUAAGGUUUCUCAUCCACAGCAUAGGCUUUCCCCCAGAAAGCUUACAUAUUGCAAGGCCUUGUCUUUUCUGCCUGACUGUUGCUUGUCACUUCUGGAUUUCCUUUAGGGUUUCACCUCGCCUGGUUUCUUCCACAACGUUCCUUUCUUUUCCUCUCCACCCUCCCUGUAGAUUGUAUUUAUCAGCAAACCGUAUCAUUGUUUUAUGUUUUUUCUUCUGGUGCAGUACUAGCUGAAAUACCUGGGAAAUGGAUCUUGUCACCUCCUGGCUUAAUUGUGCUGAAUCUUGAAGAACGUUUUGGUAUUUGUGGAGUAAGAUGUGACUAAACAGAUCAAUUAUGCACACAUGUUCCCCCCCACCCCUCUAUUAAAAGAGAAGUUAAUCCUGGGCCAUGGGGAAAUUCUUGGAUUUUGGAGAUUGAGGAUAACUUUGUGCAUCCAGCAGCCACUGUGUUAUCUUGGAGCAUGCAGAACUGCCAGUGGGAUUGUGGCCUGGAUAUGUGAAGAUUUCAUAAAUGGGCUGUUGUGACUACUUGUGUCAUGGCAGUAACAUGUAUCACGCAGUGACAGUUCAUACAAACAGCUGCACCUUGUGAAUCCUAUUUAGGCAGCAAGCACAAGGGUGACUGCAUGGAGGCUGUCAGGUGUGUCAGUCAGCCUGAUUUUUCAUAAGUUGUUUGAAACUUGUUAAAGUACAGUCCGAUGCAUGUUUACUCAGAAAUAAGUACCACUGUCUUAAAUGGGGCUUAGAGAGCGAUCCUAACUGCUAGUCAGAAAUGCCAGGGCUGAAUGGUGCAGUGGAGCUUCUCUUGCUGGCCAAAGCGCAAGGCGGGGGGUGUAUGUAAGCGAAAAUGUUGAUUUUACUGUGCCAGCUCCUUGCUAUUACAGCAAACAGGCCUAUGAUCAGUAACUGGAAUCCAGUGGGCCUUUGUCCAGCCCAACUCUGCCGCUACUCCCUUGCUCCUGUUCUUUCAGAGAGUACAGCAGCAACUUCCAUGGUUAUGGAAUCGCGUGGAGUGACACCACUAUCACAUCCUAACCCCUUCCAGUGAUCGGGGUUAGGGUUGCUUUAUUACUCCCUACUGAUAGGUUUUAGGAUUGCAGGGUUAAUUAUACCAAUUCAUUGGGUUUGUUCAACUAUAAUUUAUGUUACCAUACAAGAAGCAAGUGGGCUUGAGUCUUGUCAAAUACAGGUGUGUAGGAAUUAAACACUUAACCUAUUUCUCAUUUGUUUUCUAUGUCUGUCAUUGCACCCUGAAGUCUGAAGUUUCCUACAUGUUAAGGCCCAGUUCAAAUGCACUGUUGCUACUGGGAACUGGGAACAAGCUUGAGCAUUCGCCCUGUUCCGUCUUCCUCUUUUUUCACUCUGCUUUAGAGGAGACUUCCUGGCUUGCCAAAUCAGUUUCCCAUUAUGUCUGAGCUGGAAAUUGUUCUCUAAGUCCUGCCUACACACAGCACAGGUUUAUUGUGAUUUGCAAGCCAGGGUUAUAGGCAGCAUUAAAUUAUGGUUUCCAAAUCACAGUAAUCUGAUUUAAUAAACCAGAAAGUAUCUUCCCAAGCUGGGGAAACAUAGUUAGUUGGAGUGGAAGCAUGAUAUCUGAACUUGACUUGAAUUACAUUAUCUCAUCUCAGCCACAAGCUGCUACUCUCUCAGUAAUCAUCCUGCAAAAUCACAACUGUGUUGGCCUACCUUAAAGAGCUGAUGUGAGAAUUGCUGACAGAGUAUAUGUAAAGCAUUUUCAGGUCACUGAAUAAAUUUUACAGUACAAUUCUGAACAUGUUUACUCAGAAGUAAGACUUAUUAAAUUCUGUGAGACCUUAGUUACACAUUUCUGUCCCAACCAUACUAUAUAAUUUUGAAGAGUUCUUUUGAAGUUGAGACUAGAAAUGAAGAUGCAGCAUAUUCUUUACAAAUUAUGAACUACCCUACAACUAGGUGAAUAAGUGUGUCCAUUGUCACAUCUGCCUCCCCCUUUUUCCCUCAAGAGCUCAGUGCACCAUACACAGACACCCCAUUUUAUCCUCUCAGCAACCCUGAAAGAUAGUGUAGACUGUAGACUGAGUGAUAACAAGAGGUUCAAGGCCACCAGAGAACUUUAUGGCUGAGAGAAGGGAUUAAAUGCUGCACUACACUAGUUCUCAUCUGCCUUUCAUUGUUUAACACAAAUUUGUGCACGCUUACUCAGAAAUAUGUCCCACUCUUUUCAUUUGGGCUUUUUUUUCUAGGUGUGUAUAUAGUAUAGCAGCAGCCCUAAUUAGCUACUAAAACUGGUCCCAUAAGUAUGACGGCAUGAAAUUAAGACAGAUAGUAAGUCCUGUUUAGGGAUUCACAUAUUUUAACUAGGCAUAGGUAGGCUAUAGGAAGUGAGACUCACCUUUCUUCUGUCCUGCUGCACAGGCAUUCUUUUGAUACCCACUCCCUGAAGAAGAAUGGUGGGUGAUAUGAGUAUUUGUUCCAACUUCUUUCUGCCACUCCAUACAACUGAACCUGAUGGCUUGGCACCAUUUUGAAAGACUCACUCUCUGCUUCAUUGUAUUGCUGAUGGCUUACUAAAAGCUUCUAUGGUGGGGUACACUAGUUGUCUUCUUCAUAAUGAAUCGAUGGCUGCCACAAGCAACCUAACAACUGUAUUUGUAGAAUUCUGGUCCCAGUGAUCUCAGUGGGAUUUACUUCAGAAUAAACAUGCUUAAGGUUGUACUACCAGAUAAAAUCUCACACUAAAUUAUUGUGAUAUAUUAUAUACUGGAGUAUUAGGAGAAGGUAUAGUCUUAAACUCAGAGAGUUGACGAUGAAAGUUGUAAGCAAGUGUAGUAAUGAGUAAUGUUUGUGUUGUUUUAAGAUAAAUUGAACUUCAGAGGUUUGCUGUAAUUUGAGAAGCUAUACACAGUUUCUCCUAUUCUAAGCAUGAAGAUUUCACCAUCUGAUUCCGUUUUUCAAACAUUUGUAUGACAACAUACUUCGUCACAGAGAAGAACUAUAGUUCAGAGAUAGUGUACAUGCUUUGCAUGCAGCAGUUCCCAGUUCUAGUCCCAAGCAUCUCCAGGGGAAAGUCACCUGUCCGAAACUAUGGACAGUCUGCAUAGGCAAGGAGAUUGCCAACCUUUUUGGUCCCAUGAACAUACUUGAAAUUUUGAGAGUGCUCAGUGAGCAACAGUGCUCACCACUAUCUCCCUCCCAUUCUCUCAGAUUGCUCCUUUUCUGUCCAGCUGCUCAGGUGUUGAUCUGUAUGUGCUUUUCAAGGCUAGUAUGAGCAGCUCAGGUGCUGAGCUGAGCCUUGAAAAGUACAUAGAGCUGAAAGCAGUUUUAGAAACAGAGAUAUGAAAGCUAGGAGCUAAAUGGCACCUUAAACCCAGGUUAUGCACGCAACAACGGAAUGUCUAGGCGUCUUUUUUUUAUAACGAAUACAAAUGAACUGCAGCUAAAAUAUUAUGUUCAUUUUUCACAUGGUCUAGUCCUUCCCCUGCCCAUCCCCCUGAUAUUCUUGAGAGGGUCUCUUCUCUAGUCUUCAGAGAGUAGCUGGAAGUGGGGAGGCAGGAAAAGGUCCUCCUUUCCUUCUACUCUGCAGUUUUAAUCUGAAAUCUUAGGCGCAGUACUGCACCCAGAGCUCAGAAACUGUUUGCGCUAGUGAAAAGUGUGCCUAGAACAAUGGUAGUUUCGAACACUGGCUAAAAGAAGUGGUAAAGUGUGUUGAUUUCUGACUUUCUCCUUUGGUACUAUGCACUUUCGAAGUGGGAGGGGACAUAAUCACCAUUUCUGCCUCAUAACCAAAGCAGCUGUGAGGAAUGCAGGGGAGGGAGGAGUUCGGAGGCUUUGUGGGCAGCAGGGUAGCACUCUGCACCUUCAAGGUGACCCCAUUGGUGACCCCAGGUAUAGACAUUUAUGAGCUCCAUGGACCAAUGGUCUGAUUCAGUAUAAGGGACCUUCCUAUGUACUAAAGAUAUUUUCUCAAAUAUUUUUGAAAACUCUAAACCUGCCACAUUACAUCUGAUAGAUAGAUAGAUAGAUAGAUAGAUAGGAGACUGCAAUGAGCUUCAUAACAAUGGACCUGGUUAACAGUAACAUGCUUCGGUUAAUUUAAGAAUCCUGCAAGUACCUUUAUGUUGCUUCCAUCAUCGUGGCAGGGUUAUAUUUACAAGGAGCUUAAUUGUAGUGAUGGGGCUUGUUCACCCAAUAUACCAUAACUGUAAUGUUUGGGAAAUGCCCAUUGAAAGGAGCAUGAUCUCUGUUCAUGUAUUAGCUUGCUGCGAUUAAUUAUAUAUGCACGCAUGUUUGUGCAUAUGGAGGGUUUGAGAGUGAGUGUGCCAUGCUUAGUAUGGUUAAGGAAGAGUAAAGGAGAAAGACAAAGUGGAUCUGAUUCUACUGGCUGCUCCUGCUCCUUGCUUGUGUUGUGGUGUCUUGGAUUACAAACCCACUUAGAAUGUGGAGAGUGCCCUGCUUCCCCCCCCCCCCCACUGCUGCCCUGGCUGCUACGGGGGGGGGGGGCAAGGUGCAGUAGGCCCAGUUAUCUAGACUGAGCUCCAGCCUUCCAGUUAUGAGCUGUGGCGGUGAAUAGGUAAUGAAAGUCCUUCUGUCUGGCUUUUGAAACAUUAGCAUUUAAGUUCAGGAAUGUGGAGGGAGAGAGAUAGUUUUUUGAACUUGUAAGUACCCUCCCACUAGUUGGACACUAGUUUAAAAAGGGUAAAGGACCCCUGACAGUUAAGUCCAGUCGCGAACGACUCUGGGGUUGCGGCGUUCAUCUCGCUUUACUGGCCGAGGGAGCCGACGUUUGUCCGCAGACAGUUUUUCUGGGUCAUGUGGCCAGCAUGACUAAGCCGCUUCUGGUGAAACCAGAGCAGCGCACAGAAACGCCGUUUACUUUCCCACUGGAGCGGUUCCUUUUUAUCUACUUGCAUUUUGACAUGCUUUCGAACUGCUAGGUUGGCAGGAACUGGGACUGAACAACGGGAGCUCACCCCGUCGCAGGGAUUCAAACCGCCCACCUUCCAAUCAGCAAGCCCUAGGCUCAGUGGUUUAGACCACAGUGCCACCCGUAUCCCUGGACACUAGUUUAGUGUGUAAUAAUUAUGUUUGCUUCUGAUCCAGAUGUGUUUUCUAAUAGCCAAUCACACCUCUAGGCACGAUCUUCAAGGCUGUGCAUAAGUAGACUUCUAUAUCAUGUUUGAUGUUCACACAGUGUUUCCUAGAAUAGCAGAAGAUUGUGGCAGUCGCUGUUUUCUGUCUAGAAACAUUUUUUAUGUGUAUGGGACUAUGCACCAAACAUCAGGUGCGGAAGACAAGAAGAAUUUCUGCAAAAAUUACUUAGAUAUGAUUUAUAAUGGGAAGAAGAUAAAAAUCCAUUCAUUUCGUAUUUUUAGUUCAAACUGCAUGCUACAGAUAUUAACACAUAGAGUAUUUACACAGGAUACAAUCUUUGUAUCUAUUGCUGUGUGUCAUAGCAGCUGGGCAUUCAUGGUCCAUAGCUCAGUCCCUGGCAACUUCAGCUGAUGAAUCCUAAUAGGGCUGGACAACAGCUGCCAGUCACUGUACAGAAUACUGAGUCAGGGUGGACCAUUGAUUUCUUAUGGUAUAGUCCUUAAGUGGUUUGUUCUUGGAGCCCAUUUCCCAAAGCACAAAAUUAAUCCCUAAUUUUUAAAACAAAGGACAAAAGGUAGAUUCACUUCAGGGUUUUUUUUUGUGUGCUUAGAGUCACUGGUCAACAUGUAAAGAAUCCUCAGCCAAAUAUGCAUUCAGAAAUUAAUUCCAGUAGUUCAGGGAUGUAGUUAGCUGUUACCAAGAUUUUUACCCUGCCAUUUCACAUGAUAAAGAACCCAGGUGAUUGAGUGUGACUUUCAUGUGUUUGGUUUUAUUUUUCCUGUUAGCCAGUUGAAAGGCAUUUAAUAGCUUCUUAAAACUUACUUAGCUCUUACUGGAUUUUCUUUUAUUUAAUUUACCCAAGAUGCUCGCUGUAAUUGCAUUUUUAGUGUCAUAAGUAGGUCUUGUCCUCUGCAUGUUUUUUUAAGGUUCUCCCAAAAUUUGAUGAGUGUAUAAAAACAAGGGGAUCUAUACUUAAUAGAACACCAUUAGAAUGUAUUGUUGCUUGAUUAGAAAGAUGCAUGCAGAAGUUUAAUCCUGGACAUUUGCAUUUAAAUAGUCAGGCCACAGGUGAUAGGGGAAACCCAUGCCAGUGACCUUGCAAAGUCAUUGCCAGUCAGAAUUGAUGGUAUUGGGCGUUAGAUGGACUACUGGUCUGACUCCACAUAAGGCAGCUUAAUGGUUAUUAUCUACCCCAUGACCAUGAGAUGGGGUAUGCUGUAAAUGUAAACAUAUUGGCAGGGAGAAUAUGCUGGUCAGUUUCUCUGCUUUCUUUGUCUACAAACCCAGCUGUAAUAGUUAAAAAUAUCAAACUGUUGCCGCUUCUGUCUUCACUGAAAGGCUUAUGAAAGCCAUAGAGAAUGCACAUUCACAACGGCAAAAAGUACAGAAGUGAUUUCAGUAUCCUUACUAUGAAUUUGAGGUAUAGUCAACUGAUAUUAAAGUAAUGUGUACUUUCUGAAUCAUGUUCAAGCACAGAUGUGAAGUAGAGAAAUAAAUGGUCUAUGCUUUCUUUUUCCUUAUCACACAAAUUUGGUUGUUGAUUGUUGCUAUCAAUAUGUACUGGAACACACAGCAGUUAGAAUCCACUCCUGUGCUAGAAUAAUAUCCCAGCGAUUACAGAUAAGUUUGAUGAACAGCCCCCCCCACUUCAUAAAGCAGUUUUUCCCAAGGACAUUAAUAUACAUUUGAGAAGAAUGCUUCAACAAAGGAAUAAGCACUACUUAAUGCUGCCUUUUGAUCAGGCUGGUUUAAUUAUUUUUAAAAAUAAGCAUCUAAAAUGUAAACUAUGAGUUUCACAGAGCAAAAUGAACUGAACUGUGUUGUGUUUCACAACAGUGAAGGAGUGUAGUCAAUAGGUUUUUAUAGCAGGUUAAAUUGUUUAGUUAGCAGCUUGAAGUCUAGGAUGAAAAUGUUUCUUUGACUAUUUCAACCAAAGCUUUGGCUGUAUCUGAAUCAUUUAUGCUCACAUGUUUGUGAUCUGAUGAGAUUAAGUAUUUGUUUCACUUCAUGAGAAUGGGUAGAGUCUCUCUUCCAUCCGUAGGAACGUUGAGUAUACAAUGUACAGUGGUGCCCCGCAAGACGAAUGCCUUGCGAGACGAAAAACUCGCUAGACGAAAGGGUUUUGCGUUUUUUGAGUCGUUCCGCAAGACGAAACGUCUUGCGAGUUUGUUUCCUUUUUCUUAAAGCCGCUAAGCCGCUAAUAGCCGUGCUUCGCAAGACAAAAAAACCGCAAGACGAAGAGACUCGCGGAACGGAUUAAUUUCGUCUUGCGAGGCACCACUGUAUUCUAUAAAGGCUGGCACUCUUUAUAAAAUACAAUUUACAGUGCAAUCCUAUGCAUAUUUGCAUGCAGUCUACAGUCCUUUUCUUACUACAAUUUUCUGGUCUUCACUUUGAUUGCAUAGUUCUGUUCUCUUGGGAAUUAUUGGUCCGAUGGUUGUCCACAGUGGGUGCUCAUGAACUACAAUUAAAAAUAUGAUGUUGAUUACUUAGAGGAGGUAUUAUGCCAGGCUUCCUCAACCUCGGCCCUCCAGAUGUUUUUGGCCUACAACGCCCAUGAUCCCUACCUAGCAGGACCAGUGGUCAGGGAUGAUGGGAAUUGUAGUCUCAAAACAUCUGGAGGGCCGAGGUUAAGGAAGCCUGCCUUAUGCAAUACUGUUCAUCUGUGCUUUCUGAUAUGAUGUAGAGGGGUUUAAAACAAGAUUGCUAAGCAGGCAUCUGUUAUUAACACUGUUAAGAACAAGCCCCAGUUAUCUGCUAUAGACAGGCAUAUUUUAAAAGUUAGGGAUGAAAGUGGAAAAUCAUUUCUUCUGGUUUGAUUUCAUGUUUAUUUUAAUAUUCUAGAAUUUACUGAUAAUUUAAUUAUGGUAAGGAACAUGAAUGUGAAUAUCUCUUUCUGAAGGUUUUUUUUAAUAAGAGUCAUCAGAUUACUUGCUGGUAAUAAACUCAAUUAAUAGUCUCUUAAGAUGUAUGUCUCAGUAGAUUUGUGUAAAUGCAGUUUCUGAAUGGUUGGUUGCAUUCUUUCCUGUAAUAAUACAUAUUUAGUCAAAGCAGUCUUAAUCUUCAUGCUGGAAGCAGCUCUGCAGGUGUGUUGUGUCUGUAUUUUGGAAAAUUCUCCAAAGUACUACUCAAAAUAUAAAUACAAUAAAAAGCCAGUCAAUUGCAUCUUUGGUUCAGACUUUGAUCUUUCAUGUGUAUAUUUUCCUCCUUUUUAAGGUAUUUAGUGGAUAGCCGCUGGUUCAAACAGUGGAAAAAGUAUGUUGGAUUUGACAGCUGGGACAAAUAUCAGAUGGGAGAUCAGAAUGUUUAUCCUGGUCCUAUUGACAAUUCUGGACUUCUCAAAGGUAAUUACUGUUGAGUAUUAAAAAAGAAAGCAGGAACCUGAUGUAUAUGAAUUAUAAAUAUUGCAUAUUAUUGCAGUCAUCUCACCCUGUCAUUCUUAGGUUCCAGAAUAUCUGGGAAUUUCUUCUUACAAAUUAACAUUUUCAAAUACAGUAGUUCAGAUUGGAUGAUAUCCAACAAUGUCUGUCCACUAGUGGAAUCAAUAUUGUUUGUGACACAGAUUUCCCCUUCUCCCCACAACCCCUCAUGUGCUCCCCAAAUCUGCUAGGGAAGAGCAUGGAAGAGUAGAGGAGGGGAAACUAUAUUGCCUGAGGGGAUUUCUCUUGUUUGAUAUUGGCAAUCACCCUUUAUUCCAUCAGGGAAUAUGUUGUUAGUUUAUAAAUACAUUUCAGUUGUCUCAAACUUGAUCACUUGUGAUCUUCAGUCCCUUUGUAUUAGAGAGUGUGUUAAAUACUUUCGUUACCCAAGAAAAUCUUUUAAUAAGAACAAUUUAGAAACAGCAACUGUGACAUCUAAAUAUUGCCAUCCCUAAAUAUGUAAACAUUUCCUCAUAGAUGGGGACUGUCAGUCUCUCAAGGAACAUCUCAUUGAUGAGCUGGACUACAUUCUUUUACCAACUGAAGGCUGGAACAAGCUGGUUAGCUGGUAUACUCUUAUGGAUGGCCAGGAACCAAUUGCACGCAAGGUACUUCUUACAUUGAAUACUGAAAUAUCUAUACUUGCGCUUGAAAUGCUCCGCUUACAGUGCUACCAGUUAAAUGCGUAGGAGUAAUUUGAAUAUGUCCAUAUCACGUCAUGGUUUUUGCAAGUUAACUAGUAUUGAGUCCUGGCAUUAAUCAGUAUUAAUGGCUUCAUUUCUUACUCAGUGUUAAUGAUACAUUCUUUUUUUUUAAGCAUGAGAACAAAACAUUGAUGAGACAACUCUUAUCAUCUUAUUUAUUAUUUCACCAACCUAGUACAGCCCUAGUUACUUCUGGCCUGGUUAAUGAUAAAAUAUUUCUGUUAACUUCUCCUGACAGUUCUGUGAGUAGGGUAGAAAUUUGUCCUUGCUUUGGCAUAGCAAGGCAAGUUCUAACCCAAACCAUGUAGAUAAGCAUUAAAUUAGGUAAAUAUUGUUUCAGUUUUAUAGUGAUAACUGUUUCAACUGCAGCACUGUUAACUGCAUGAAUUGCUUAAUUUUGUGUUCUGCUUAAGUCUGUUCUAAUCAUAUACCUUGACUUUGUACUUAGAUUUUGGACACACUACUGUAUGAAGCAUUUUGUGCUAAUAGCAAAAAUACAUUGUGUACUGAAAUAUUUACAGGUGAUGCAUUUUUAAAGAUGAGAAUUAUUAGACUCUACUGGAACUUGGACAUACCAUUCACUUUCCUGUAUCGUUCCACUUUCUUCCUUGGCAUGUGCACUCUCUUAUGAUACAUUCAGUAGAAGACUCCCUUUCUAGGCAGUGUUCCUUGCAACAGCUCUCGUAUGUCUGUUCAUGUCUGUAUCAGUUUACAGAAUAAUACUCACUUUUUUCUACACAGAAUGCCCAUUGCUUAUAUAAUAUGUACUUUGGAAAAAAGGAGAGUAGGUAAUAUGUUAUUAUUAGUUAUUUAUCAGUUUCAUGUAUGAAUCACUUCCUAUGAGGUUAUCAAAGCCAUUUGCAGUACAAUUAAAAGCAGUGAAAACAAUUGCUGAUAUAAGAAAAUUUAAAAAACAUCAAAAGUGCAUGUAAAACAACAGUUGCAUACAUGAAAUCAAUUUCACAUCCAGUACAGUUACAAGAUAGGAUAACACUCUCCAUUUGGAAGAACACUGAAAGAGGAAAGUCUUUUUUUAAAAAAACCCUAAAAGAAUAGAGAUGGCACUUGUCAUCUAUACCCAGUCAAACAUCAGUUGUGGAACGUAAUCCGUUCUGAAAGACCGUUCAACUUCUGAAACGUUUGACAACCAAGGCAUGGCUUCCACUUGACUGACAGCUAGGUUUUUGCACAGUGGAAGCCAUGUUGGACAUUUGGGUUCCGAAAAACGUUUAAAAACCAGAGCACUCACUUCCAGGUUUUCAGCGUUUGGGAGCCGAAACAUUCGAAAAUGGAGCCAUUCGAGAACCGAGGUUUGCAGGGGUCAGCAAACCUUUUCAGCAGGGGGCCGGUCUACUGUCCCUCAGACCUUGUGGGGGGCCGGACUAUAUUUUGGGAGGGGGAAAAUGAAUUCCUGUGCCCCACAAAUAAUCCACAGAUGCAUUUAAAAUAAAAGCACACAUUCUACUUAUGUAAAAACACGCUGAUUCCCGGACCGUCCACAGGCCUUAGUUUGCCUACCCAUGGUAUAUGAAGUGUGAGGCAUGGGGAACUUGACAUUGACAUCAUGGCAGGACCACCCAGUAUGUUCCGUCACACAGUGCUGAGCUCCUCUUUCCUUCUCAAUAAGUGUCAGUGACCUGCUGUUUUGAGAUGCUGCAAGAGCAACACUCAUGCCCCACCCAUGCCGCCUCACCAACCACUACUGUACUUAAAGCCAGUGUUUUAUUUUUGUAGUCAACUAUUGAGGCUCAGCAUUAAUCCUAUGAAAUAGUCUAGUUAACCCAGGUAUCACAUUCCUAGACCUCUUCAGUUUUCUCUGGAGGAUAUAGGCAGUGCUCCCCCCCCCCCCCCCGAAAAAUAGGUGCCGGUACUCACCCUGAAGUUGUUACAGUAAGUGCCACACUUUUUAACAACAAUAAAAAGAGGUGCUGGUAUUGCGAACCCUUGAAUACCCCCUGAAAAAAAGCACUGGGUAUAGGUUCCCUUCAGGUAUCAUGUUGAAUCAUAGUUUGAGUUUCCAGACAGGCAGACAGCAGUUUAGGGUGGCUUGUCUGUUUGUUUCCUGUCCUCUUAGCAAUCAGCUUCACACAUUUCUCCGUGGUUCAGUAGCACUGCAAGGAGAGUAAUGGCUGUAACUAUGGCUUGUCCAUUUUGAUAUCAUGUCCAGUUAUCGCACAAACCACAGUAUGCAAAACCACUUUAACCAUUUUCUGAUUUGCUGGCUAACAACUGAAACUGGUAUUUAUCAUGGGUAACACGUGUAAUCCAGUUUCAGUGGUGGAUAAAGAUACAAUAGCUUCAUUGAUUUAUAUUUUGGGAGGAGUUGAAGAAAUGAAAAUUGUUGCCAUUUGCCUUUGUCUACAGAUCUUCUUAGCUUACAAAGCUGAUGGGCAGGGCAUUAUUAUUAUUAUUAUUAUUAAUUGUAUUUUACAGAAAGACUUACUUACAUGUUGCUGUCUGAGAACAUUAACUAUCUUUGUCCAGUUAAGAUCUUUUGUAGUGUUCGCUCCUCCUGUGAAGAAACCAUAUAUUGUAUCCAUUUGUUGGAUAUUUGGGAUUUAUUGUGGGCUAAAAUUUGAAAAUGUGUCGCUUCGCUGUGGCUGAAAUAAUAACCUAAAAUAUUAUAUCUACAUUUUUGUUUGCAAGAAAGAUUAUCUGUGUUGAUGUCUAAGCCUUCUGUUUUAACAUCCAGUUUUAAGGUUACUGGAAAACCUGUGUAUUGCAGUUUUCAUUACUCCAAUAUCUUACCUAUGAUAAUAAGUAGUGAAAGGAAGAGGACCCCAAUUUCAUAUUCAUAUUUCUAAGCCCCAUAGAUAUCAGGUUGUUCUGGCAGAGUAUAGACGGAUAGUUUUGUUGAGAUAAAACAUUGUUCCAAAGGAACCUUGGUGGCUGUGUAGUUGAGCCAAAAAUCUGCUUACUUUUCAUUUUGCUAAACUGCUUGCUUACAAAGGUGUUGAACCAUUCUACUGAAAAUAAGGGACCAAAUCAGAAAAAUGCCAAGUAAUAGAAAUUGGCUUAUCCAUAAGCAAAACCUCAGCUGAUCUGAGGGGUUUUUUGUAAGUUGCUUGGCUGCAUAGAGAGGUUUUGGUUGCAAUGAAAACUAAAAAUUAAGAGCAUAUGCUGGCUUGAAUUAUUGGUACAAUUUACAAUAUUGUUAUUUUUACACACUCCAUCAUGAAUCAUCAGUUUAGGAAUAGCAUAGCAAAGGUAGAUCUGGCUUGUAUAUAAAAUGCCACCAACAUCUGUUUACUUGAUACCCUUCCUGGACGUUCCAUCUCAUUGCAUGCCAUCACAACCUCCCUCUCUUUGCUGCUAUGCACAUCUUUCUUUCCACUUCCAGAAACAGGGAGAGAUCCGUGACAACCAGCAGCCAUUAGCCUGUGUUUCCACAGUGUUGCAUUUGCAGUAGUAGUUCGUUUUUCUAUGCAGCCCUUCAUUAUCUAAGCGGCAUUCAGCUUAGAUACUAUGCAUGUUAACUCGGAAGUAGGUUCAGUGGGACUUCCCACUGGAAUGUUAAGCAUACAUGGUAUUGCAGCUGUAAAAUGGAAGGAUGGACCUUGUGUAUCCUUCUUCAUGUGCACAGAGCUGUUUUGAUUCAGUUUCAAUUUCAGUUUUAAAACAGUAGUGGAAGCGAUCCUGCAUGCAGCUUCUGAAAUGCAACUCUGCGUAACACAGGGCUGCAUUCUAGAGGUGUUCUGCUCUUCCUUCCAGACUUAGAACUAAUAAUUCUGCAUUUAGAAGGAAGGACAAAGAGGCCCUGCUACAUAACCCCUGGAACUCAACAAAGUUUUGAACUGGGGGCAGAGCAUGGGACUUUCUUUGUCUUAUAUAUAAUGUGAAGCUACAAGUUGAACAGAGGUACCAAACUUGAGCAGAGGUACCUUCCUGCUUGAGGAAGUUGCCUCUGCUCAAUUUCCUUGGAAGUCCUUAGCCCACCCUGACCACAGCCCACCCCAUUCGGCAGGGUCUCCUGACCCUACAUGGAACAUUUUUAGGGGGCUAAGGGUACUGCCUUGUGGAGGAAAUCAGCUUCUACCAGCCCCAAUAAACAUGCUUAACUCUGCGUACAACAUAAAACAAUUUUUAUAAGCUGCUCUGAGAACUUGUUGAAUAUGUUAAAUCUUUAAAAUUAAAAAAUCAAAAAUUUGAAAUGUACUUUUAAACAAAAUGAUAGCCCAAAUUCUUAGCAUGCUGAAAUUUGAUGCAAACAUCGUUUUACAGCCUUUCGGUCCUUCUUUGAAAUAGUGGCAUCCACAUAUCCCUGAUUGUAACCUUAGCAACAAGAAUAGCUGUGUUUUAUAGUAACACAAGGUGGUAUCACUCUUCUGUUGCACUUAAAGCUCAGCUGCAGCAGUACAUACAAAUAAUUUGGCAUAAGCAAGUUCUAUAGAUUCAGUUUCCCCUAAAUAUCCAAAUCAAGCUACAAAAUACCUGGAAAAUUUUUAUUAAUAUACUAAUACUUCCCUUUAGUGAGUGUUCAUUAAUUCUGUUGCUAUAGCAUAUUACUUCUAGCAGUUAUUUGGUACCUCCUUCUUCACCAUAUUUGUCUGAUGUAUCACAUAUCAGGCUGAUGGCUAUUUUCAGGACAGUCUACAUGGCUGACUUAUGCAGUUACAGCAUAGAAGAUCAGAUGGAAGUAUAUACGAGGUGAUUGUGAAUAUUCUGCUUACUUCAAUUUGCAAGUUUUGUCAUUCGUUAGUAAUACAUGGCAAGGAACAAAUUAGAAAAUCAUUUUCCUAGAUAAAAGUGAAAAUUACCAUAUCACUUGCUUAGAAAAUCAGUUAACCAAUGUUGUAACUCUUGCUGGUAUUAUAUAUAUUUUAUUCAUUGUACCGUAUUUUUUGGGGAAUAUUGGUAAUGUUAUAUAGAAUUAGUAGGGGCUAUCUUGUUAAUUAUAAACAUGUUUUUAAACGUAAAAACAAAAAAGAUUAUGAUCUAGCUUCCAUGCUUUUUAAAAUCAUAAAAAUUCUCAAAGUGUUAUAAAACAUCAAACUUUAAAAUAAGAACUGAGUAUUUGGAAGUGUUCAGAAUUUUGUUUUAUGCAUUUAGGGAUUAAUAUAUUCUAUUCAAGUAACCAUUCUUGAUCUGUUUGUAUUCCAGGUAGUUGAACAGGGUAUGUUUGUCAAGCACUGCAAAGUAGAAGUAUAUUUGACCGAAUUAAAAUUGUGUGAAAACGGAAAUAUGAACAAUGUAGUAACAAGAAGAUUUAGUAAAGCUGACACAAUCGGUAUGCCCAUAGCUGUUUAUAACAUGAAUUACUGCUUUUAAAACCCUCUUUAAAAUGUGUCUUUGGAUCUUGUGGGGUUUUGUAGAACAUGUUUUAUGACACAUUCACAAUAUUAAUAAUCGUAUUUGUGUGUAAAAAAAGCUCCAGUACAAAGUUCUCCCUAAUGUUAUAAUUUGAAUAGAAUAAGUGUAAAUGUAUAUAAUAAAGAUUUUUAUCUGACCAUAGUCUGAGAAAACUGGGAAAGGUCAGAUUCCUCAGCGUAAAUGAAUGUCAGGCCAAAGAAGCUUACUAAUCUUUUUAAAAUGCGUGUGGUCAAUUCUUUUAAGACAUUGAGUAGGAUGAGUGGCUAAACCCAAUUUAUAUCCUCAAUUCAUACUGCUGCAUGUAUCUGUAUAAUCUUGCCAUUUGCUUUUUGUAUGUGGUGUGUUGUAACAUGGAUAUUUACAACUUCUGCAACCAAGUAAUUAUGAUACCAUGGGUUCUAAAAAAACUUUUUUCCCAUUUCUGUCAAUAUAGACACAAUUGAAAAGGAGAUAAGGAAAAUCUUCAAUAUUCCAGAUGAAAAAGAGACCAGGUUGUGGAACAAAUACAUGAGUAACACAUUUGAACCUUUGAAUAAACCAGACAGUACCAUACAGGAUGCUGGCUUGUACCAGGGGCAGGUAGGCUAUAUGUAGGAACCUGAAAUUCUGGAGAUUUUCUACUCUUCUGGCAUACAUUCAUGGUAAAAUUGCUUAUUGAGGACAUCUUAUUCUUAAUGUUUGGUUAAAGUUUAUUUCAGCUUUAUACUUAAUUAACCAUAUUUGCUGAGGCUGGGAAAAUGGUUAUCGGACUAUAUGAAGAUUUGUGACUUGUGAUUCUUGAACAGUGUCUUUCCAUACUAGAUUGCAAAACCACUCUUAAAUGUCAUCUCAAAAUCAGUUUUUUAUAUGAACAAUAGUAAAAACCCAAUUCCACUGCACAUAAACUCCACCUUUAAAUCCACAUUUUCUUGACUGGGCGCUAGGACGCCAAGUGUGUUGCUAUCGUCCAGUCGUUUGAAGGCAGGAAAAAGUAAUCACUCCAUGAGCAUCUUUGAGUUGUUCCAUCCUUGGAGCGGAAGUUUGUUUUUCCUGCCUUACUUGAAAGAGACCUAAUUUUGCUGGUUCUCUGUAUGCUUUGAGAAGAUCUGGGUGCAGUGAGUGGAUGCAUGCCUAAUUCUGUGUUACAGAGUUUGGGUAAAGUUACCUUUUUUCCAUUUUAGCCUAUUAUUUUGGAGCUACCUCUUUGCCUGGGAUUUCCCCCACCUAUGUUUGUGUCAGUCUCUCUCUGAGACCUUGUCUUCCCCUCCGUGUCUGCAUGUGUUGGAUUCCCCUGCUAAUAGAACCACAGCUAAUUGCCCCUUGCUAUUGAAUUAGUUCUUCCUUUAUUCCUCCCCUAUUGCUCUAUAACAUACCAAUUAAUUAUAAAAUAAUUAAAUUGUAAAUCAUAGAAUUUUGAUCAGGCCAUAAACCUUGGCCUGAGCAACUUCUAAAUUCUUUCCCUUUGAAAUCUAUUGGUCUGACCCUACACAGUUUUUCCAGAGCCAACGCUUGCUGCCUGUUUAAAAACCUCCAGAGUUGCUGCUUGUUGCCUGUUUUAAGAUCAGGUCUCAGUUUACUGGACUAAUUAAGCAGCAGUGUGUCAGAAGGAUAAGAGAAAAGUGCAGCUGAGGCUAGGAAGGUGGACAGAGUGUGGGGCAUGGCAAGCCUGAAGGAGGACAAAUAUGGUGUGAAAACAGGCACCCACAAUUUUUUUUGGAUGCUGUAGGGACUGCAGCAGCACAGCACAACCUGAUUGGCCCUGCAGCACUAGACAUGAGAUAAUAAUAAUUAAUAAUAAUAAUAAUGCCCCGCCCAUCUGGCUGGGUUUCCCCAGUCACUCUGAGCAGCUUACAGCACAUAAAAAAAUAAUAAAACAUUGACAGUAAAAAGUUUCCUAUACAGGGUUGCCAUCAGAUGUAUUCUAAAAGUCAGGUAGUUGUUUAUUUCCUUGACAUCUGAAGGGAGGGCGUUCCACAGGGUGGGCUCCGGUACCGAGAAGGCCCUUUGCCUGGUUCCCUAUAACCUCACUUCUCACAGUGAGGGAACCGCCAGAAGGCCCUCAGAGCUAGACCUCAGUGUCCGGGCUGAACGAUGGGGGUGGAGACAGUUCUUCCUUCAGGUACUGGGCCAAGGCCGUUUAGGGCUUUAAAGGUCAGCACCAACACUUUGAAUUGUGCUCAGAAACGUACUGGGACCCAAUGUAUGGCUUUCAUGGUCUUGGCGGCCACUCCCAAUCACCAGUCUAGUUGCCUCAUUCUGUAUUAGUUGUCACCGAGAUCCCUGAAAAACCCAAAUGGGUCCACAUUGGCAGUGGUGGCAGCAGACAGCCACAUUCCAAGUGGUGGCAUAUGCCCUGUGGCAGCAGUGGAAGGCAGAAGAGGGACCAUCUAUAGUGAUGUUGGAGAAGUGCCAUUCUCAUUAUAUAGGAUAGCAGCAGCACUGUUUGGACUCCAGACAAAAUGAGCAGCUGUCUGGAUUGGAUGAAGGGUUUGGGCCAGCCCACCAGUUCCUUCUUUCAUUCCAUUUUAUCUUCAAGGGAUUCGUUUUGGGAGUUUUCAAGGGCACUCCAUGGCCUAUUCUAAUAUCAUAUCGCUUAAGGGUUUGUUGCUCCUCUGGCCUGUUGGUUACACAGCAAGCCACUGCUACCAAGCCACAAGUAAGCUACCCUCAUACUGCCACCUCUGAUCAAGCAAGUGUUCUACAUCAGUCUCGGCAUAGAGAUUCAAUGGUUUCUAGCUUGCAGUUCAAUACUGCUCCUACUGCUGCCACCCUGGCUAAAAUGUGGUUGUGCAGCAGGAAGAAAGUGUCACAUUUACUCCUCUUGUGAUGAGACAGUUGAAAGAAGCUGCCAAAAAUACCAAUAUACUUGAUACCAUUCAGUCUGUCAGGGCAAAUGUCCAGCCUACCAUGGUUUUGCCUAAUGUGCCUUCCCCACAGCCUUCUCCAGAUUCACAUGCUGUGGCGAGAAGGCAAGUGGGAUUCCAAGGAGGAUGUUGUUAAGGUUAAUAGCCAUUUGUUAGGAUCCCAUAUCUUUAACCAAGAAGAUAUUAAGAAGGUGUUUCUAACGGCUGUACUUCUAUAAGUGCUAUCUCCUAAUAGUAUUUUAUGCGAUGGUGAUUUUAAAUUCAGCUUGUGAAAUUACAGACUCAGCUUCUAAUAUUGGGUGGCUAAAAAUAGUGUUACGUAUACUGACCAGAAGUAAGAUUUAAUUAAACUAUAAAAUAUAUGAAUGUAGUCUUGUAUUCAUAUAAGGGCCAGAAUGCCCAAAGAAAAAUAUAUAGUCAUCUACCUGUAAAAUAUUGCUUGUGUUAUUUAUAUCUGUUACCUUUAUUCUCUUUUUGAGCAGUAUAUAUUCUGUUUUAUAUUCAAGUUUUGUAUGUGUGAAUUUUAUAUUCUUAAUUGUGAGGGUCUGAAACAGGAAAUAGAUUUUUGGCAACACUGCCAUUUUCACAGUGGAUAUUUUCCCAGAAAAAAAUGUUUUGUUUUUUAAAGAUUGAUCCAGUCAUUAUACGAAAUGACAUAAUUAUUUUUAUAUAAUUCAUAUUGUUUGUUAGUUACUUUGAUCCUGAGAUGAUAUGUAGGCUUUUUUCCAGCUAUAUGCAAAUCUUUCUUUUGCCCCCUUUCAAAUUUUGGUUAUAUUAAUACCUAAUAUUUCUAUUUUAUCUUAAUUGACUUUAUAUCCAAUUAAUGGUCUGUAAUCUGCUAUCAGCUUUUCUACUUCUGACAAAGACUGAAUUAGAUUUGUCAUUGAUGUAUAGUUAUGUUUUAUCAUUGUUUAAUUUCAUGCCUUUUAUCUUUCACCUUCUUUUAUUUUUAUGUCAGUGGUUCCAAAGCUAAAUCAAAUAAUAGUGCUGUCAGAGAACACAUUUGCCUUGUGCUUUUAGUUAAUUUCAAAAUGGAUAAUGACAUAUCACUUAUGCAAAUUUAAGCUUAUUACUUUGUUUAAGACCCAGCUUCUGUACUUGAUUCCAAACUUAAACAAUAUAAGGGUCUCAAAUAGAAAAGGCCAUUCCAGCUUAUCAAAGGCCUUUUCAGCAUCUACAUUUCUAUUCUAUUCUAUUCUAUUCUAUUCUAUUCUAUUCUAUAAUAAAUGUGGAAGAAAUUACUCCUUCUACUCUUUGGUCCAUUUUGUGUGAUGAAAGAAUGUUGAAUAUUCUACAGAGUUGCCUAACGAGGCUCAACGAUAAUGCUGUAUGUGAAAAGAAUUUAACCUGUAUAAUUUUGGGUUGUAACCAGUCAUAACAAAAUCAUGCAUUAAAUAUGUUAAAGUUUAAAAUUAAUAAAGCUUGGCUUCCAUCUGCAAUGGCCACCUGCUAUGUUUAAUUACCAGAAAUGCACUGCCUAGGCCUAUAGAUAUAUAAAAUAUGUAGUCCUGGUCUCACUGGGACUGUAGGGGUUAUAGCUAUAGUAGAUCCACUGAAAUUAAUGACCCUAAGUUAGUCAGGUCCAUUAAUUUCAUUGGGUCUGCUCUGAGUAUGACUAACAUUGGACGCAACCCAGGAUAUAUAAAACCUAUAGGGUUUUCUCUAGGCUGCGGCAUUGCAUUUUGGAUAACUAAGUUUGGUUGGUGGUCCCUUGAACCAUGUCAUCAGCAUACUGUAGUAAUUAGUGGUUUAAAAUCUUUUAUCUUUUUAUUCUAGCUUGGUCAUUAUAAUCUAUCAAUAACCCUGAAAAAAGACUUUGUGUAAUUCUUAUUGGAAAGGUUUUUAUAUGCAGAUUAAAAAGCAGAAGAUAGAAUACAACCCAUUCUGGUACCUGUCCAAAUAAAAUAUUUCAAAACAUGUAACAGUAUCACCGUUAGACAGUGGUUUGCUAUAUAUUAAUGUAGUCCGGGGGGGGGGGGAUUCACACUAUUUCCAAAGUUUCUCAGAAAUUCUCACUCAAUUCUGUUGAAGGCUGCAGAUAGGACACAUUUAGAAAGAUCAGAGCUUUUUGUUUGAUAGUAUUGGUGUUUUGCAUUUUUGAAACUUCAUUAUAUCUGCUUAUAAUAAAGGAGUGUUGGGGAAAAUGCAGCGGAGGAAGUGAGUAAACACCAUAUUUUUGCUCUAUAAGACUCACUUUUUCCCUCCUAAAAAGUAACGGGAAAUGUGUGUGCGUCUUAUGGAGCGAAUUCAGGCUGUGCAGCUAUCCCAGAAGCCAGAACAGCAAGAGGGAUUGCUCCUUUCACUGCGCAGCGAUCGCUCUUGCUAUUCUGGCUUCUGAGAUUCAGAAUAUUUUUUUUCUUGUUUUCCUCCUCCAAAAACUAGGUGCGUCUUGUGGUCUGGUGAGUCUUAUAGAGCGAAAAAUACGGUAUCCACUUCAAAACAUAGCACUGUCAGUUUUAAGGCAUGAAUCCAUUUCCUGUUUCUGCAAGAGUAAGCAGUGAUAACCAGCUGUGCCCAGUUCCCAGAAGAAGGGACUUCUGUUUUCAUAACUGGGCUUCUACUUCCUCUCUUCAGCUCCCUGCACAUCCCCAAAAUUUGCUCUGGAGAGUUGGCAGAGAUUUGAAGCCAAUUGAGAGGAAGGAAAAGUUUGUGUGAUGAGUGAAAGUUUGCUCACACAAAAUUGACUUUCAUCUGUAGAUAUAUUUCAUUAGCCCAAUCAAUAGUACAGACAUUCAGUUUUGGGAUGCGUAUUUGCCACCUCUUCAAGGUGCGGGCAAGGUGUGUGUUGCUGUAUGUCUAUAUGUGUGCACAAGGAGAAGGUUUUUUGUUCUGAUUUUAAAUGAGCGAUAAUCUCAGGAAAAUCUUGAGAUGCAUACUGUUUCCAUAAUGGAUGUUAUAUCAUUUCUAGGUGGGUUAAUGUCCAGUUGAUAGUCUUAAACUGUACUCUUAUUUUCCUAAACUGUAAUGAAGUUAGUUUUUCUCUUUAAAUUUUAUUCAAUAUAGGUAUUAGUGAUAGAACAAAAAAAUGAAGAUGGAACAUGGCCAAGGGGUCCUUCAGCUCCAAAGUAAGUGAUUAAAACAAAUCAGUGCUUCCCACAACAUGGCUUAUUGGAUUUGCUUCUAUACCCCAAAAUAUUUUCAACAUGGUUUUGGAAACAGUACAUUCAUGUUAGUAAUAUAUGCCUUUCCUUGGAAGAACAAGAAUUAUAUUCUACAGGUUUAUGUGGCUGGUAACUGUUCAGAUGUUAUUAAAGAGCAUGUAUUUCUGUAGACCUGUGGUUAAGUCAUUAUUGCAAUAUUAGGAAUCUGGGCUAAAUAUGAAUAGAUUAUUUUAUAUGGGAAAGAUGUCAAAAUUACUAAUCAUUGCUUAUGUUAUUGUCCUUAUGACCUUUUUAAAAAUACUAUGAUUAUUGAUUGUCUUCCGUCUUCUGUCUUCUGUCUUCAUUGUAUUACAAUAAUAGGAUUGAAUAAGACCAAUCCUGUGACUUAUUGUAUUUCUUGGUCACAUUCUAUGUCCAUGGGCAUACAAAGCAAUGUACAGAAAAAGCCAUAACAUAUUAAAUUACGAUAUACAGAAUAUAGUUAAGGAGGAGGUUGGGGAAGGUCACUUUAGGAAGCAUAUUCCUAAAUGGGUUAUUAUCAAUUUACCCCAAGGAUGCCUGGAACUGGCCACCAUCACCACUUGACAUUAUUUAUUUUUUAAAAUGGUAUGUUAGAAACAGGUCCAUUUUGUGCAUCUGAUAGGUCUAAAUAAAUAUGUGGCUUUAAAAGCCCAGAUUUCACUCCACAGUAUGAAUGGAAGGGCAUUCCUUGAAGUUCAAUAUGUACUUGUAUAUUUUGAGUUUCGUUUCAUUAUUUACUUAUUAUUUAAAUAGAAUGUUAGUGUCCUAAAAUCUUUAGUGUUCUAAAAUACAUUGUUUAGAAAAGAGAAACAAUAAGCCUUUUUGCACCAAACAGUACAUCUUAGUAGAGUACUAAAAUAUGCUUUUAAAUAUUUCAUAUAGCAGCUUCAAAUAAUUUUCAUAAGGGUAAAUGUAGCAAAAAGAACAAACACCCCGUUUCCUAAUGAAAUACUUCAAAACCUACCUAUAUUGCCAUGUGAUCCUGCUGAAGGCAAAAGGGGGAAAAUGAGAAGAAAAUUCAAAAGACGUUGAAGGAGGCGUGGGAGAAGAGAGAGUGGAACAGUUUCCUUUUCUAUAGAAAUGCUGUAAAUAUAAACUGAAAUGCAGAAGCUGAUUCUGCAUACUGUAUCUAGAUACAGAUUAAUAGAUAGCAGUUGUAUAAGCAUGAAGAUGCGUGGGAAUAAUUGCUAAAAUUGAGCAAGUUUCCAAAUUCAGCAGAAUAUGCGGCCAAGCAAACUUUGGAUGCUUAAAUACUUCCCCUAAGUGAUAGAAAGCAAUCGGACUGCUUUUAAGAUUGAAUGGUUAUAGAUACAGGUGAAGUACCUCUACAAAAUAAUGUUUAAUAUCUGUAAGAAUUUACCGUUUAAUAUUUGCACUUUCAAAAAUCCUUCAAAACUUGAAUCUUUAUACCGAAUGUUUUAUAUUUGGUUUUGGUACUGAAAUACAUUUGGAGAAGGUUACAGUAGCCCGCUACUAUGCCGUGUGCUGAAUUAUUCAUUUGUGUACUCAGACUUUAACUUCACCUUUAAGACAGUGUUCAUCUGGGUGUGAUGUGUACCUGCACUGUGCAGUAUACCCAUUCUAAUCUAAGGGAAAUUGCACCCUAGAACAGAUGGCCUUCCAGAUGGUGUUGGACUCCCAAUGACCCCAACCAGCACAGCGAAUGCUCUGGAAUGCUGAAAACUGGAGAACAACACAUCUUGAAAGGGGCCACAGUUUCCCACCCCUAUGCUAGAAUAUGCAGACAUUAUCUGGUUAGCCACCAAGACACAUGGCCAGUCAAAAAGUUGGAGGGAGGAAUUCCAUGUAGAACUGAGAUCAUUCCAUCAGCGCAAGCCUUUUGGCUUGCAAGAUGGAUCGAUCUUACAUCCUCCGUGCGCUGUUGUGGGAGUUCCCCUGACGCACACAUAUUUGUAGGGUAGGGAGAGAGGCAAAAAGCCCAGUUGUGCUAGCCGAAGUCCUUGUGCUAGCUUCCACUAGUAGGACUCGUUAGUUGAAUCUGGCCCUUAAGGCACAUUAUUGAGCCAUCCUACUGAAGGUUAGCAGGUUUGAAUCCGGGUUUGGUCAAACAGGAGUUCCAUGCACAUUGACUUGAAUUCCAUUGUGGGAAAAGGUGGGAUAUAAAUGUAUUAAAUAAUAAUAAAGAAUAUUUCAGCACAUCAAAGAGAAGCCAUUGGGCCUUGCUUCAACAUGUUAGUUUUUUAGGUGCCAAUAUUUUGUUGUGCUGCUGCUGCUUUGUUACAGGCAAUGCCUUACCUAGAUGCUAGACAUGUGUACUUAACCAUAUUAAAUCAGCUUUCGUCCGCGUUCUUCAAUCAGUCACAUCACUGAUUAAAGUCAUUUUAGCUCUCUUUCCAUGUUGAUAAUUCAUCUAAAUAAAUGUCAAAUGCUUGGGUGUUCAUUUUUCUUGUUACGUUAUUCUUUUUAGUUGUGUGACCCAUAUUUUAGGUUAGAUUAUAGGCAUGGAAUUGUUACUUUUACAUUUUGUUUAGUAGUAGAAGUAAUGGUUUGUAAUGAAUUACUUACACUUUAUUCCACCCAGUAUGAGAUUCCAUAGUCACUUUGGUUUACAUUGAGGUCCUCCAUUGCUAUUAGAAAACAGAUAAACAGAGGACUCUCAAAGAAUAAUAUUAAUUGUGAAAUGAAAAACUUCUUCAGAAAUGUCUUUAAGCAGUAAUUAAUCAAAACAAAACAAAAAAGAAUUAAAAGUUUUUAUUUUCAAAAGUAUCCAGAUUAAAACUUUUUAUUCACAUGAAUAUUUACUUUAUUAAAUUAAACAUUUCCAUGAAGUCAUGGAGGCUGCAUACACUCUUGAAUGUGAUUUAUAAUACAUAUACCAUAUGACUCUCUGCAAAUAUUAGUUUUACUGUCAAUUGUUGUUAUAUUGACAACAAAGUCAAGAAUCCUCCUAUCUCUUUGAAAUCAAUAGGAGUUCAAACACAACUGGUUUAGUUGGUCAUUAUCUUUUCUGACAAUGGGUAUGCAAGAUGUACUCAUAUCUUUAUAUCUAAGCAGUCUCAUGUAGCCAAAUACUUUAUUAAAUGCUUUGCUCCUGGGCCAUUUAGCUAACUCUUCUGAGGAUGGGAUAGGUAGCUUAGGGUAGAACAUAUUCUUUUUUGCACAUAAAAUAUCCUAGGUUCAAUCUUUGACAUUUCCACAUAUAGCUAGGAAAGGAUCUGUCUGGAAACCAGAUCUAAUCAGUCUACGCAAUUAUACACUAUGUGGACCAUUGUCAUGACUCAGUUUAAGGCAGAUUCCUUUGUUUCUGUGAUAAUUAACAAUAUUCAAAUUAGCUUCUCCUAAUCUUGAAUAUUUGGACUGUUGAAGUCAGUAACUCUUGGAUCCAAUUUUCAUUUUCCAGCCUUCCACAUGGAAGGCUGUUAGAAACUCUUUCCUCACGUCAGGAACGACUCCAUACCAAUCUGUAUAUUUUUCAAACUGCUUACUACACUAUUUAAUUAUAUUGCAUGGGUAGCCCCAGGACGGCAUGUUCCUCACAGUCUUUAACCAGGCAUAUGCAUGUAGCACGUGGCUUGUAAAUGUUACUCCUUUUUUGUAAUUCUAUUUCAAAGCUAAAAGCUGUGCUCAAGACCACCACACUCACCCACCCUGGAAUGGUGUCUCCUCAUGUGUUGGAUUUAAUGUAAAAAUUGGCUGAGAGUGUCAGAUAACAUGAAGGAAUCGUUUGUUAUGAAACCUUACCAGUAUUUGGUUAUGUCUCAUUUAGCAGGACUGUAAAAAUACUGAAGUUUAUUACAGGCCAGAACUCUUUAGUGCACUUCAUUCUACGGCAUGCUGUGUUUGCUUUCCUUUUUGUGCAUUUAGCAAUUGCUGAGGACAACAGAUUCUAACUGACAAUUUCUCCUGUUGGCAUGGUUUCUCUUAAGUUCUAGCAUCUGGUGACUAAAUGUGAGCAAAUUAGCUUGGUAGACUAAGAUGAGAUGAUUCAAUUUUGACAUGGGGUGCGAUCCAAAAUCCUCUGUAUACAAUGACGCUGCUUUUAUGAAAGAAAGUCAUAAAGUCACCCAAGUAUUAUUCAUCUUAUGUGUCUCUAAAUGUUUGUGGUACGUUCUCUUGUUAGCUGAAUAUGCUUUGUAUGCCAUAAGACCCAUUCAGGCGUGGCUACGAUUCUUUAUAUUGGGAUCCUUUAAUUGACUUUAAUAUAUUUAAAUCUUGCAGAAGCAAGCUUCCAUGUCUGUAUACCUAAUUUUGUCCUCAGUUUCGUCUUUGUUUUGGUAUACAGACAAGGAAUCUUGCUUCUGUGAACGUAGUGCCCCUAGAUGGAUUGGAGGUCAUAGAGAUGUAUUUGACCAGCAAAUUCUUAAUAUACGGCUUUCAGUAGUAGGGUAGUAGUAGUGUGGUUCUUCUCUACAAAAAAUAGUAAAAAAACAAGACAAAACACCCAAAAGACAUUUCUUUAAGGUAGCUUUGUCUCAGUCGGAAUUGAGGGGCCCCUUCCUGCUAUUUUCAAUAGGAAGAAAGCUAUCGGCAGAUAUUUUAGUAACUCUGGGAUUAACCCCCCAGAAUGAAUCUUAACUCCUAGACCGGAUGCACCAAAAAUGGAGGUGAAUAAAAGAUUCCUCCUUCUGGUUUUGCGAUGGCUGACUGUGUAAAACUGUGGGUUACCUUGACCAUGUACAGUUUUGUGGGUCGCCUCAAAGAUCCAAGAGUUGCCAAACUAAUUGUGUGAGUUUAGCUAUUCUCAGCUAAAACAAUGUAGAACAUUUCCAUGCUGAGGUAGGGUUGUUUAACCAUCCCUGAAUAACCACACAUUUCUGAUUAAAAUAACCCCAUGUGCAGGCUGGGGGCAUUUGAGCAUUGCAAACUACUUUUGAAACUGCAUGACAUUUUAGAAGCAGAUUGAGUCAGCAUGGGUAUCAGCUGCUCAAAAAGGUUGCUUGAUCCCAUACAAAUCACCCCUUUGUAUCCUCGUCAUGAUUUGUGAUUAGAAUGUUAAUACAAAGUUGAUGAACUAAUCUGAUGAAGUGGAUUAUAAUUUCUGUAUUUCCUCACUUGCUCACUCCCCCCUCCCCGGCAUGCACAUAAUUUUAAUAUAUGCUUCUCUAUUAUUGUCAGUUCAUUUUAUGGUGUGUACUUAUUAUUUAGGGGACCACAGCACAUCAUUACUAUGCUUGUUUUUCUCCAAAGCUUUGUACUGCUCAUUACAGUUCUAUGGUAUAUAAUAAAUUACCUUUUCUUUACACUCAGAAGGGAUUAUUGCUUCUUAUGUCAAAGUAUUGUGAAGAUUAGGAAUAUAUUUGAAACAUAGCUGCUAAGUUGACUUUGAAGAUGGAAUUGAUCGGAACAUGGAAAAAUAAAAUCCCACUCCAUACCAAGACAUUGAAGGAUUGUACUUUCACAUUAAUGUUUAUUAUUAUUAUUAUUAUUAUUAUUAUUAAUACCCCAUCCAACACAUAUGGCUUCCAACACAUACAAAAACGUAAUGAAACAUCAAACAGUAACAAUCUGAUCCAGUCACAAUAACUUUAAAAAUCACAAUAACUUUAAAAUAAACAGCUUAUAUCAAGUAAAGCAACAUUCAACUAUCCAUCAGAAUCUAAUUGUAAACAGUAAAAUUAAACAUCAGCGAAUAAUAAUUAAACAGUUUACACUUAUCAACCACAAUAAAGAAUUACCGAUCUAUAAUCAAUAAAAAUGACAGCAAACCACAAUGCAUAAAAUACCACAAAACAUACAAAACCAUGUAGAAGGAUCAAAUUGAGAAACAAGGACACACAACUUGUAAAACGCCAUUGAUGAUGAAGAACAGAAAGUCUCUCUCCCCUCACACUUCUUCCUCUUAUGAAGGCUUCUAGGGUUUGAGGGUGGGGAAAGGCAAGAGGGAAAUGCCAUUGCCUGAUGACCAACAUAACGUCUCUUUCCCCUGUCUGUUCUGGAUUGGGAUUCUGAAGCCAAUGAAACCGUUUAAGCACUCUUGAUAAGUAUGUUAAGGGAGGGAAAGUGCUUAUAUGUCCACUCCUCUGAUUUAGUUAACCCACCUGAAUUAGUUAAACUAAAUCCUAUGUGUAAGUUGGUUCCUACCGUUGUGUAAGACCAGUUUCAUUGCGGUGUGGUUUGUUAUAGCCGUUCAUGUGACUUUUAACAGAAUUUCACAGAAUGCUGCUAUACCAAUUCAUUUUUGUAACCCCUUGUAAAAUAAGUACUCGGCAUUAAGUCGUGAUGCACACAAACUUUCACUUGCCAACUUAAAAUAGUUGGCCCCAAAAAAAAAUGCACCCAAUGAAUUUCAGAGGUAAUCUUUUGUAGGUGUGAUUUGCUAGAUGUCAAUCUUACAUUUACUAUCUGUGUGUGACCCUCUUCCCCCAAAAGCAGUUAUUAUCUUUAAGAAAUACAGAUGAGACUUCUCGUCAAGGCUACAACCAUUAUAGAGGCUACAGACGAGGACUGCUACAAAAUGUUGCAGUCUAUAUUCCACCACUGAGUAUUCCAUCCCGCCGUGGCCGCCUCAGGAUGCUAAUGGCUCAAGCGUGCCUUUCCGUGAAGAUUUAUUAAAAAAUCCUUCCAAUAACAAGCUUGCAAACAUAUGCAGAAACUACUAUUUUAUUUUGGAGUGGUCCUGAUUUGCUUCCUUAAUUGUAGGCAUGAUGGAGGGAACUAGUAGGACCUGAAGUACAAUGUUACACUGUUCCCAAAACCUCUGAGAGGAAAUAGUCUUGCUCAGAACUUCAUUACCGUAAGUCUGGAAUGGAGGCAUGUUUAGGCCUCUUUGUAAGGUUGGGUGGAGAAAGGUAGGCAACUUUAGAAGUGAUUAAAGGAUUAAGGACUCCUUUUCUCUUCCCAUCUUUCCCUGGUGUGCUAGGUACUGUCGGAGAGCUGCCAGCCCCAAACCUGAGAAUUUGCAAGCUGUUUAGUUAGGCAGUUGAGGAUGGGAAUAUAUCCAGAUUUUCCUUUUUGUCCUUAUUUUUCAGUGAACAAGAGCAUUCCAUAGCUUAAAACUGCUCCCAACCUUAUAGUGGCUCGAUACAUUCUCACAGUCUGCCUACCUUUAUUUUCAAUACACCCUUCCUUUGGUGGAAUCUACACGCAUAUAAAAACAUUUUUUAAGCAUUUAUGAAAAUUCAUUGAAUUUCCCAUAAGGCUCACCAUCGCCAUCUAGUGUCACAUUGUCUAUUGCUCUUAAAACACACUUAAAACGUGAAUAGCUGAGUCCUUUCUCUCUAUGCUUAACUACUAUCAGGAUUCUGUAAACUCGGGUGGGUUUUUUAUUUUAUUUACGGACUUUGAUACUCUUGUGUACCUAGAGAGUUCCCCAAGUAUGGAGGAGUUACCAUCUUAUUUUCAUCCCAUUUUGCUUUCAAAUGAUAGGCCUUCAACCACCUGAUUUCACUCUUCAAGGCAGUGGUUAGUGGUGAUAGAUGUUAGUGGCUAAAAACAAACUUAGAACAGAAGAGCCUUUUUAUGAGUGUUUAAAGAAAGGAUCAGAAUGUGGCUGUUCCCUGGAUGUAACGUUCUAAACUCUUUUGAUGAGUGAUUAUACUUUAUUGAUAGAGGCACUUUGAUAAGUUGGUGCUAUUUAUCUUUAACCUCUCUCAGAAUGGGUGUUUCCAUGAUAUGGUAGUAUUUUUACUUAGUUCAAAAUGAUUGAUAACAUUUUGAAUACUGGAUACUAAUAUGUAUAAAGUUUAAAUCUUCUCAUUGAAGGUGGCCUUUGUUCUAAUUAUCAGUGUUGGUGUGUUUUCAUUGUGGAUGGAAAACUGUGCAUUGACAUAGGCCAGACAUAAUUAUUUUGACUAGGUAGAACAUCAGGUUAGUUGAUAACUUUAUGGUGCAAAGGAGCUGUUGUGCUCUGCUUGGGUUAUACUAUUUUUAUGAACCAGAUUGUAGCAUUUUACUUUUAAAAAGGGUGAAUCAUAGAGUUGGAAUGUUGAGGUAUGUAUAACCAUACUUUUGUGAACCUGUAGUCUUCUGUCUGACUUUGUUGCAUGAAAUGAUGUUAUAUGUUUAGAUCUUUCCCAACCAUCGUUGGAGUUUAUUUGAAAUUGGUGCACUUUUGGCUUGGCUUCCUUGAUUAAUAGUACUAAAAUGCAGCUUUGUAGUAUAAAUUUUCAUAGUCAGUGUUUUUUUCAAAUAAAAUAACAAAUCAAGACUUCGGCAUUUCUUAUAUAGAUAGGUGAAUAUGAAAUACUGUUUUGACAAUGCUUUUUUAGUGUAGUGAUGGUCAUGAGUUGGCUUAAAAUAGUGAAUUGAACUGGUGCUUUAAGGUGCUGUUAAACUUGCUUUCAGAGUGCUUAUUGUUAAUGUACUGUUGCACUUUCACAACUAAUCUUUAAAAUUACUAAAAGCGUCAUAAAAUAGUGACUCUUGCCAUUAGGGAGAAGAUGCAUUUCAUUUGUGAUGCAAUUAACUUGUGAUUUUUGGUAAAAGUAUAUCUUUGCCAAAUGUUAAUUGUGGCUUUGGCUGUUUUAAUUCCUGUUUUUGUGUUUUUGUUUUUAAGAUAUCUGUGAAGAGUUACAAGUGAAAUGUUUUUUUAAAAUGUUUUGAGGUUGGACAACUUUCCUUGGCUGUUUGUUGCUCUGAUCCUGAAAACCUUAUUUUUCAUACUUAUUUACAUACAUUGUUCAUCUGUUAGCUUUUCCUUUUUUUUUUCAUUAUUAAUUUUGCAGUCUCAGCAUUUUUAUCUAAUUUAACAUUUUCAUAUUUUUAAAGGUCCCCAGGUGCAUCCAAUUUUUCAACUUUACCAAAGAUCUCUCCAUCUCUAUCAAAUAAUUAUAACAACAUCAACAACAGAAAGUAAGCGACACAUCUUAAGAACUUUUAAUAUUAAUCAUCCAAGUAUAAUUUCAAGGCAAAACUGUUUUAAUUCUAGAUAAAUAACUUGGAUGGACUGUAUUGCUGUGGAACUGCAGUGAUGCCAAGUCUUAAAGGUCACCAGUACCCCCAAGGUGUUCAGAGAGAAACUAACAGAAGAAGAUCAUUUCUGCUUUACUUUUUCUUCAGAACCCUGAUACUGCAUAAUCACCCUGAUACUAUAAAGCACCACAUUCUGAUUUGAAACCAUUGCAUUAAGAAAAGACUUCAGCAAAAAUGGCAUGCAUGGAACAAAAGUCACAUAACAUUGUUCAGGCUUUUCAACUCCUGGGGCUUGGCAUUCAAGUUCAGAGAUUUUUGUAAUAAAUUAAAAAAAAAUUAAAAUUGUCAAGUAGCAUCUUCUAAGGCGCUACUGGACAAUUUUUAAUUUUUUUAAUUUAUUUCGACUGCAUCAGACCAACACAGCUACCUACCUGAAUGUAGAGAUUUUUGUGACCGCGGGAAGUUUUGGGAUUAUAUGUUACAGCAAGUAAAACCUCAGCAAAUUACAUUCUGGAUCCCUUUUGUUAUAAAGACAUAAUUCUAUAUGUGUCCCUAACAAAUAUUUAAUAUUCUAAACCUAUUUUUAAAAAACUUGGGUUAACUCAUCAAACAUCCCUCUUAAUUCAAAACACAUCCCGCAGAUGCAUUGCAUUUUCUGCAAUCCACUACAAAUAGGAAAGUGUCUGUUAAAUAGUUCACAUAGAACCUUUCUCGUAGAAAUACUGGAAAAAUAACGGAAGCUACAAAUUCAACUUUUCCUUUCAGUCUAAACAUCUCAGUUUGUGGCUAUGAAUUGAAUGUGAAAAUGUUUAAGUAUUUAAAAGCAAGAUAAUUUCUAAAUAUUUUAUACAAUAUCUUCCAGUUAAAUACUGCAUUUAUGAGAAGGGAGUUUUCGUAAGGGGUGAAGUGGCACUUGCGCUUCCGCUAAUUGUGAGUAGCCCCAACUCUCUCAGUUAAAGAAAUGCAUGUAUUUAACUGCAGUCUAUUGUAGUUUGUUUGUGUGUCUAUAGUAAGUACAGAAAAGUUUUCUUUUUGGUGUGUAUAAACAACCUAACCACAGCCUAAACUGAUCUUAUCCUUUUAUUAGAAUACUGAUAGCCUAUGUUAAAUGAAAAAGCAUAUCAUAAUCUCUGAAGCCAUGGGACAGUGGCCGCCUGCUUUAAAUCUCAUUUUAAAGUGGAAACUAAAAAUUUUCAGAAUCAACAGAAGUGCCCUGGGCUUGUAUUAAAAAGGGCAGCUACACUUCCAUUUCAUGGAACUGUCCAGCAACUGGCAGGCAGGUACUUUUUAUAUUUUUGAAGUUCAAAGAUGAAAAUGCACUUUUAGAAGGAAAGGUUAUAGGAUGUGCUUUUUUAAUUCAGCAUAUGUAAGGUUUAGUUUCUAAAUCUCAGGGCCUAUUUGCCUAGCCUUAGGGAAAUACCUUACAUGUUACUGUAACUCAACAUUUUAGUUUGAACAAGGGCUGGGGAAAACUUAACAUUGCUAGCUACCUUGGGCUCAUUGUAGGAAGGCAGGUAUAAAUGUUUUAUUUACUUGUUUCUUAAAAUAUUUCUAAUUCACCCUAUAUCAAGUGAUCUUGGAGUAGGAUAUGUAUAUAAAGCAAGCGUGACUAGCCUGUGGCUCUCUAGAUGGUGUUAGAAUCCAACUCCCAUCAGCUCUUGCCAGCAUGGCUUAUAGCAGAGCGGGGAGGAACUGGUUUAACUUCUUAAGCAUUUGCAUGUAAACUCAGAAUUACCCUUGAAUUUCUUUUUUUCUUUUUUUCUUUUGGUCUUAAGUUCCUUAUGUUGUGUUGAAAAUCUUCUGACUUUAGAAGCAACUUUUUGGAUUUGCUUGAAUAAGUGGUGGACUGCUGACCAGUCCUGUUUUGGAUGAAAACACUGCCACGUUAAUCCUCUGAGUAGCCCAUUAGUAAAGCAAGUGUUGGUUUCCCCCCCUGGAUUUGUCCCUUUUCAAAAAAAUGGGAAAUAUUAUUUAGGUUAGAUUCCAGUACCAAGUUAUUUGGGAGUAAGAACCUCUGAAUGCACUGGGUCAUACUUCUGAGUAAGAAUGUCUAGAAGUACAAUGUUAGGAAAUUGUGAUUAUCCUACUACAUUAAACUCUAGUCUUGAACAUACUUGAAUGCAUUUUACUAAGCUCAAUAUGUGCAUUUAAUUGUAAGCCUGGGAAUAGAAAUCGUGUUUCCCAUAAAAAAAGCUGGUUAACAGUAGGAUAUAUGUAGUUUGACUCUACAUUUAGAAUGUUACUUAUUUCUAAUAUUGACUCCAAAAUACAUACUGCAUGACAUCUUUUGAAAGGGGGUGAACUUUUAUGUCAUUACUUCUCACCCUAGUAAAUUAAUCUCUUAUUUUAGAGCACUGUCUUCUGUACCUGUGGACUAGCUAAAUAUUUAAAAUAUAACUGAUAUCUCUUGCCCAUAGGACAUUGAUUUUCCUGGCCAGGAGUUGGAGUGCACAUAUUUUUAAAAAAUAUUUUCUUUCAAGUGUCUGCCCAUUUAAAUCAUGCCUCCAAAUACAUAAAUAAAUAAAUAAAUUCAGAAAUCAAAAGUGAAGAAAUAUGUUUGUUAAAAUAUGUUAGUUAAUUAUUAAAGUAGGCAGACAGUUCCUGCAUUUAUUUAUAAAUUUAUUUUGUAGUCUGACGUAUUCAAUAAAAUUAUAUCCUAUAAAUAUUCAUUUUCACAAAUCCACAUAAAAGGGGAAGAAAACUGCAAUGCAUGCAACAUCAUUCAUUGACAGAGGCUACAGCUCAUUUGUCUAUCCAUUCUUUUAUUGCCAAAGAAUCUAUAACCUUCUGACACUGUUGUAAAUCUAUUUUGUUUGAUCAACUCAGUUAUCACAAGCUUGCACUCUUCCAAAUUCUAUCUAUUGCUUAUAACUUUCCUGAGUCAUGGGUACAUUUAAUCAUUACCUACAAUCUUUAACAUGGAUCUCACAGGAUAAUGUAAUUGAUAGGAGAACUUCAUGGUAAUAUGAGGCAUUUUGGGCAGAGGUGAUCUGUGAAAAGAAAGAAGAGCAUCUGCCUAAACUUUAUUGUCCAUUCUCAUAUUUCUUAACACUGGGUUGUAUCCCACUAAGUCCUACUCAGAAUCAACGUAUUGAAAUGAAUAGACUUAAAUUAGUCAUGCCCAUUAGUUUCGGUGGGUCUUCUCUAAGAAUGACUAAUGUUGUGUAAAACCCAAAGGGUGGGAUUCACCUAACCAGGCCCAUCUGUGGAAGCCGAGGCCAGAACUUCUGCAUGCAUAUUGGGGCUUCUGUUGCCCCGGGUACCCCCUGAAAUGGGCUUAAGGGGGUCAGGAGAAUCCCCAGAACAGAACAGCUGAAAUGGAUUGCACAACUGGAACAACUGGAAGAGUGAAAUGUUGAAUUCCACCCAUAAUGUAGAAAGGAAAGUAGCUGCUAUUUCCAGGGACUUGAACAAGAGCCCGCCCCCGCUUCUCUAGCAGAAUAUUUUUUUCCAUUCAUGGUUGUACAGAAGUGAUAGGUUUUAUGAACAUUUACAUUCUAUUGUGUUACAAUUGCUAUCAGCGUUAAAACAUAUCUUCCCUUACAUUAGUUUGAUUUCUGCUUAUGUACUGGGAAGAAAUCAGGACCACUUCCGUUAGCUUGAUUUCGCAGGAAUGCAUCUGCAGUGCUUUGCACUCAAGAUUAUGGACAUACCUUAAAACUGGUGUGACCUUUCAGUGUUUUGGCUUUGAGCAUCUUAGUGACUUAGCAAGUAUUCUUCCUUAAGCCUGAUCACAUGAUUCUGUAACUUAUCUCAUUGAAAUUCAGAUUCUCCAGGCUGAAAUAUGGGUAAGGCGGCUAAGGGUAAUGCAUGUAAGGGUUUCAUGCAUGCCACCUCAUGUUUAAAAUUACCCAUGCUGGCCCUUUCAUAUGUAUUAUUACAUCAUUGUGGUAUGCUAAUGGUACCUAUGAACUGACCAUUGCAUGUGGUAAGUUCACUUAAACAUAAUGGACUACACAUGGAUCAUUGGAUAAGCACUUUACCAAGUUUUGUGUCUUUGUGGUGGUUUGUGUUAGCUAAAGUGCUUCCCUAGGAAAGACAGUGUGCUGAAUGAAACUGUUACAAAGUGAUAUUCUAAUAUAUAGAUUAAAACAAAUAAAACUAAAAGCCCUCUUCUAGUUUCGCCCCUUUCAGACUGGACCCAGAAAGCCUCUAAGAUGGCGUAUAUUGAGGUGGGAUUAGACUGUUUCAGCUUUGGAUAGAUAAUAAAAUAGCAGCAGAGUGAAUUUAUUCAUUUGAAGACUGUUCUGCAUCUUGUGUGUGCUCUAGCGCAUACAUAUAUACUUUCCACCUGUGCAAGGACACCCCUGUUAUUUUCGGAUCCACAUCUUGCAUAUUCAUCCUACAGGCUACAUGGCUGGAAUUCAAUGUGCAUAUGUUACAUUAGUAUCAUUGGCACAUCAGUGAAACAUAGCUGAAUUGAUAGACAUGUAUGCAAGCAAAAUCGUGGUAGUUCCUGAACAAGCUGGUGCUUCAUUGUGAUAUUUUUGCCCUUUCAUUUCUCUUAAGUAUGCUUAUUUUAGACCUCCUUAAGUACAUUACCCUUCAAUUAGCAAGCAUGUUUCCUGUUAGGAGUCUGUUCUAUGCAGGCAAAGAAGGCUAUAAUAAUGCGAGUUAAAAUGCAUUACUAAAAGGCAUUGUACACAUUCUUUGUCACUCCAGGCUGCCUUCCGCAGUCUGCUGGCUCAUGCUGUCCUAGUGGCGAAUCCAAAAAUAGAUCCUCAUUGCGUUGGGCCAGUGGUGGCCUUGGAUAUCGCAACUUCUACCUGUAAUUGAAAUAUAAUUUUGCUAUUCCAUUUUUUUCUUGUUUAUUUCUAACGGUAGCAAAAUGUAAAAUAAAUAUGCUCUAUAUUGUUGCUGUUCAUGCCUAAAGUCUGAAUGUGUUAAAUUUGUUUGAAAAAUGAAUAACUAAGUGAGCUGUGGAUCUGUUCUUGUUGUUCAAGGGUAGAAAGAGAGCAAAGGUAGCAGCCUGUACAGUAGUACCUUGGUUCCCGAACUUAAUCCAUUCCGGGAGUCUGUUCAACUCCCAAAGCCGCUUGAAAACCAAGGCGCGGCUUCUGAUUGGCUGCAGGAGCUUUCUGCACUCAAGCAGAAGUUGCGUCGGAUGUUCAGCUUCCCAAAAACUUUCGCAAACCAGAACACUUACUUCCGGGUUUGUGGCAUUCAGGAGCUGAUUUGUUUGACAACUAACCCGUUCAGGAACCAAGGUAUAAGGAUUGUGUUGUUCCCCCCCAGAGGUUAAGUGGUGGAAGAGCUUAAGGGCCUUUUCUAACUGAGUUUCAAGUACAGAAUUGGCAUUCUUCAGCUACACAUACAGUACUUACUUAAUCUAGACAGCCAUUUAUUUGUAUUUUACUAUGUAAAUGUACAAUUAUACAUAUACAUCACAGCUACAGAUAAUGCAAUUACAUUGUGAACUGUUCUGUUUUCUUCCAGUGUGAAAAACUCAAAUUAUUGCCUCCCCUCAUACACUGCUUAUAAGAAUUAUGACUACUCAGAGCCAGGAAGGCACAAUGAACAGCCUGGCCUCUGUGGCCUAAGUAACUUGGGAAAUACAUGUUUCAUGAACUCGGCAAUUCAGGUAGAUGUUUCAGUGUGCUUAUUAGGUUGGAAAGGGUUUUUAAAUGAUAAAAAAGAGUUGCUCGUAGAAUAAUAUCAAAAACCCAAAGUUGAAUUUAUAUAGGUAAAUGCCAUGUUUCCGAUUCUAUUGUUGUGCGUUCUUUAAACUCUUUUAUACAGAAUGGCUAUUGGCAGACAAAAACAUAGCUGGAAUCCUGCUAAAUUUAUUUAGUUAUAUGAGCAAUGAUAAACUAUAGGCUUUGGAAAACCGGUUGCCUUGUUAAGCUUACAUAAUACUUUUGUAGUGCUAUGUGACGAGUGUGAAAAAGAAAUGGGGACUUGAUAGAAAACCAUAAAAACCAAGGUUGGAAUUAAAUGGCUAGGCCUGUCUUGUAUACAUAGUAUUUCAUUUACAUUUGUUUACAGUGUCUGAGCAACACCCCUCCACUCACAGAAUACUUCCUCAAUGAUAAGUAUCAAGAAGAGCUGAAUUUUGACAAUCCUUUAGGAAUGCGGGGUGAAAUUGCAAAAUCUUAUGCAGAACUCAUUAAACAGAUGUGGUCAGGAAAAUACAGUUAUGUCACUCCAAGAGCAUUUAAGGUAAGAAGUAGGUCCUGGUAUGUUCAGAUUUGUGUUUAUAGAUGGUAUAUGACUUUGCAAUAGAGUGAGACUGUUAAAAAGUGGAAAUGUAUUAAUUGAAUGUUUUCUUUAUUAUUAUUUUUUAAAUGAAUCAAUGGACACUGAAAUACAUUUAAAAUGUUUUAAUUCUGUUGUUGCUCUCCUUGUGUCUUUCUCUAGACACUUAUAUCUAGCCAUAAUAAUUUCUGUUCUCUCUGUAGCUCAGUUGGUAGAGAUGAGACUCUUAAUCUCAGAGGGGAAAUAAUUCCUAUAGUCAACAGCAAUCCCCUUUCCUUGCCCCCAAGUCCUACUGCACACUACUUCAAUAGUGUAUUUUAACAAACUAUGCGAGAGAGAAUAUAUUUUUACCAUCUGUUCUUAAAGCUCAGUUACAUCAUGUCAAGUGGCACCAGCAUAGUAAUCUUGUGGUGUUAUCUCUAGACACAGGUAGGACGAUUCGCACCACAGUUUUCUGGAUAUCAGCAACAAGAUUGCCAAGAACUUCUAGCCUUUCUUCUUGAUGGCCUACAUGAAGACUUGAAUCGUAUUAGGAAAAAGCCUUAUAUUCAAUUAAAAGAUGCUGAUGGUAGGCCUGAUAAGGUAAAUGUUGAUUUCAUUGCAAUAUAUUUAGAAUAUUAAUCCAAAAGUAUAUAAAAAUAUAUUGUCAACCCAUAAGCAGCUGAAAUUUGGAAUAGAACUCAAAGAGGCAUACAGUGGUACCUCAGGUUACAUACGCUUCAGGUUACAUAUGCUUCAGAUUAAAGACUCCGCUAACCCAGAAAUAGUACCUCAGGUUAAGAACUUUGCUUCAGGAUGAGAACAGAAAUCGUGCUCCGGUGGCGCGGCAGCAGCAGGAGACCCCAUUAGCUAAAGUGGUGCUUCAGGUUAAGAACAGUUUCAGGUUAUGAACGGACCUCCGGAACGAAUUAAGUACUUAACCCGAGGUACCACUGUACUAUAUUGCUGUCACCAAACUCAGACAAUUACUUAAACUCUCAAAGGUAAUUAAAAUGAACUAAUGAAACUGAAGCAGAAUGUGUAUGCUAUUGAUUUUUCAAAAAAGGCAGUUGCCGCUUUUCACAGUUGUGACUUUUACUUUGUUGAUAGACAAAAGCGAACCAGCUGGACAUAAGUUAAGCUUUGAGUGAUCUUGUUAAAGAACAAGCAAGCUGUGAACUCCACAAAGGAGUGCUUGCCAGUACAGUUGUACCUUGGUUUUAGAACAGAACGUGUUCCGGAAGUCUGUCCGACUUCCAAAACAUUCGGAAGCCAAGACGCAACUUCCAGUUGGCUGCAGAAGCGUUCUGCAGCCAAUUGGAAGCCGCGCCGGAUGUUCGGCUUCCAAGGCAAAUUUCACAAACUGGAACACCUACUUCUGGGUUUGCGAUGUUCGAGUUCCGAGUUGUUCGUGAACUAAGCUGUUCGAAAACCAAGGUAUGACUGUAGAUGAACUUAACAAAGAGAGUAGAAAUUGAAACCUAUAGGUUAGUGGCAGGCUGCUUAGGGGGGCAUUAAGUUACAGUGGUACCUCGGUUUACAAACUUACUUCAUUCCAGAGGUCUGUUGUUAACCCAAAACCGUUCUUAACUUGAGGCGCAUUUUUGCUAAUGGGGCCUGCUGCUGCGCCACCGGCGCAUGAUUUCCAUUCCCAACCUGAGGCAAAGUUCUCAACCCGAGGUACUACUUCUGGGUGAGUGGAGUUUGUAACCCGAAGCGUUUGUAACCCGAGGUACCACUGUAUUUCGAAAGGGCUAAUUCCAUUUAAAAUAUUUGGUAGUUUUAUUACUGUAAUAGAAAUCUUAGCCAAGGCUCUAGUUUCCACUGAUACUUGAAGACUUUCCUUUUAAUACCUUGACAUUCCUAUACAGGAAAUUGUUUACUUAAAGCAUUUGUGCCCCGCUCCCAGAGCGACUUAGAGACAAAUAAAAAAGCAAGUAGACUAAGGUGCUAUGGUCAUGAUGACUAUAGAACCUCCAGAACCAAAGGCAGUAUUCCUCUGAAUACCAGUUGCUUGUGAAUCAUGAAUCAGUGGUAUUGUUUCGCUAGUCUCAUGUCCUGUUUGGGGGGCGGGGGGGGGGGCUUUCCAAGGGUAUCUGGUUGACUACUAUGAGAACGGAAUGCUAGAUAAGAUAGCAGUAUCUCUUACAUUCUUAGUAGUAUUAGAGUGGCUUUAAUAUAGAAGAGAGACACAAUCUAAGUCUGGGUUACUCUGCAGCUGUUUUAUUUCCUUGAGACUUUUCUGUAUGAAAAACAUUUGGAUGUUUCUCAUAAUAAAAACUCCAGAUAAUUGGGAGGUGGUAAAUGCCAUAUCCCAGCUUUCUGCUAACUUGAGGAAGCCCUACCAUUCUUGCCUUUCAUGGUGUUUUCUAAUGCCCUUUGCUUAAAAUAACUUGGCCCUUCUAAUUCAUGUGGUCCCUGUCGGUUGGUGCUAAUCAUUACACACUCAUGCCCUGUUCAAUACAUUCAAGUGUUAUAAAACAGUUCAUGGGGGGCAAAAAUACAUUAUUUCAAACAUUUGCUUUUACUUAGGUGGUUGCUGAAGAAGCUUGGGAGAACCAUUUGAAGAGAAACGAUUCCAUCAUUGUAGAUAUAUUCCACGGACUUUUUAAAUCAACCCUAGUUUGUCCAGAAUGUGCUAAGAUCUCCGUAACAUUUGACCCCUUUUGUUACUUGACUCUUCCACUACCCAUGAAAAAAGAACGCACUUUGGAAGUUUAUUUAGUUAGAAUGGAUCCGCUUGCCAAACCUAUGCAGGUGAGAAGUAUAGUAUUUACGCAUGUUCAUUGGAUUUCUGUUUUGAAGCUAUGUACUAAUUAUAGUUGCACAUUACAGCAAAAAUCUUGCAGCUGAUAAAGGAAAUUGAUAUGUCUGCUUAUAUUAUGAAAAAGAACAGAAGAAAUGUAGCAGGUAUUCUGAGUCAGGCCCCUUUUGAUUAUUGUUAGGGCCCAAUCAAUUCUUGUGUUGAUUGUAGUCCGUGUUAGAAACUGAGAUAUGAAAGCUAGGCGCUAAAUGGCACCUUAAACCUAGGCCAUGGGCUCAACAACAGAACGUGUAGGCACGCUUUUCUUUAUAACAAUAAUAUAAAGCUGAAAAUAUUAUGUUUAUUUUUCACAUGGUCUAGUCUUUCUCCUGCCCACCCCCCUAAUAUUCUUAAGAGGGUCUCUUCUCCAGUCUUCAGAGAGUAGCUGGAAGUGGGGAAGCAGAAAGAGGUCCUCCUUUCCUUCCACUUCACAGUUUUAAUCUGAAAUCUUAGGCCCAGAGCUCAGAAAUGGCUUGUGCAAAUGAAAUUCCCUAUUGCAAAAUGCGCCUAGAGCAAUGGGAGUUUCGAACACUGAUCGUAGUUGUUCAUUGUGUAUGUAUCUCAAACCUGCAUCGUUUGCCUGCGUUAAAAAAUUCUGCUGCCAUAGUGACCAGAUACAACCAUUAUAAAUAGUGCAAGCUAAGUGUGUGUGUGUUUAUUUUCUACAUUGAUGAAUAUCUGCUUUUGUUCAUUAAAUUGACUUGUUUGACAUAUAAUUUCUCAAGGAGGCAGAAUUUAUAAAUAGACACACAAUGCAUAAACACAAGCAAUAAAAAAGGGUGAUCAUCAGAUGAUCUAAUAGAUGAUAGCACUUGUUUAUAAGUGAAAUCUACAACGAAGAAAGAUGGUAAUGCUUUACUACAGGCUGGAAAGGAGCUGGGUGUGUUUGGAAGGCAAGAAAGAAAAUGCAAGUUGGAAGAUGACAGCUUUGAGAUGGGACAUGGCCUGCUCCUUACAUCCAAAAUGCAGCGUUACAGUUGUCCCCUGCAACACACACACAAGCUAUCAGAGAUUGGUGUCCUAGGCUUCUGGGUGACCCUUACCUCAGUAUGUCAAAGUCAACUGAGCUCAUAGGCUAUGAAAAUGUAUUUUUAAGGGGAAAUAAUGUGGUGAUUUAUAGCAGAUCAACUAUCCUUUCUAUAUGGAGACCUUAGUUGCACCAAGUUCUAGGUAACUGGAAAGGUGGAAAUUAUUUUGGAAUCUCUGGUUUUCCACAGUAGAAAACUGAGUUUGGCUUAACCAAUAAUAUUCCGAAAUUUGAAUAUUAAAAAGAAAGUAAGAAUCAGCACUUGGCAUUUAGCACGGAUGCCUCUUAGUUUGGCUAAAUAUAGGUUUGCCUGCUUAAUCUGUGGUUGCCCAGUAACCGAUUGUUCAUAGGAUCCUAUGAAAUUUCCUAACUAGUUUGAACCAUUUGGUUCUAAUCAAAAUUCUUUCCCUUUCCAUGUGUGGAAUUAGACGCUUUGAAAUUUAGAUAUAUACAUAAACAACAGCUUUAUUUAUACUGGCAAAUCUCAGCUAGAUACGUUUCUUAGGGCACUUCUUCCUUCUCAUAGCCAAUCUCAUAGUCACAUCAAUGUAUAAAGUUGGAAGUUAUAUUAAGUUGCCUUUCCGCUUUCUUAUUAAUGACACUGUUUGCAUUUUAUUUUUUAGUAUAAAGUAGUAGUUCCAAAAAUUGGAAAUAUACAGGAUCUCUGCACAGCAUUAUCAACUUUGUCUGGGGUGGCUGCAGAUAAGGUAUGGUGCUCAAUGGACAAAUGUAGAUCAUGUUUAAUGUUGUCUGACUUCCUAAGCAAAUUCAAGUGAUACGUAUUCUGUUUCUUUUUUAGAUGAUAGUUACUGAUAUAUACAAUCAUAGGUUCCAUAGGAUAUUUGCAAUGGAUGAAAAUCUGAGUAGUAUUAUGGAGCGUGAUGACAUUUAUGUGUAAGUAGAAAACGAACUUAAUCUAAACGGUAUUCCGUUUGUCAUGAAUUUCAUGUGGUUUCGUCUACUAAAUAAUAAUAAUGAUAAUUUAUUAUUUAUACCCCAUCCAUCUGGCCGAGUUUCCCCGGCCACUCUGGGCGUCUUAGAAUUGAGUGUUAAAAACAAUACAGCAUUAGAUAUUAAAAACUUCCCUAAACAGGGCUGCCUUCAGAUGUCUUUUAAAGAUAAGAUAGCUACUUAUUUCCUUCACAUCUGAAGGGAGGGCGUUCCACAGGGCGGGCGCCACUACCGAGAAGGCCCUCUGUCUGGUUCCCUGUAACCUCACUUCUCGCAAUGAGGGAACUGCCAGAAGGCCCUCAGCACUGGAUCUCAGUGUCUGGGCUGAACGAUGGGGGUGGAGACGCUCCUUCAUUGACUGCUUGGCAAAAUUGUGUGCUUUAUGUCACUAUGUUUAAUUGUGUGGGUCUGUAUUCUGCCUUAGAUUUGAAAUUGGCAUCAACAGAACUGAAGACACGGAGCAAAUUGUGAUUCCAGUUUGUUUAAGGGAGAAGUUUCGGCACAGCGGUUACAGCCACCACAGUGGUUCCACACAUUUUGGUCAGCCUUUCCUUAUAGCAGUGCCUAGAAACAAUACUGAAGAUAAGCUGUAUAAUCUUCUGCUUUUGAGAAUGUGGUAAGCGUACAAGAGAAAUGCUGGGAAUGCACUCCUAAUUGCACUAAGAAUGUAUGUCACAUAUUUGGACAUUGCUAACCUAGACGCCAUGAAGGAAACGCAGGGCUGUGUUAGGUCACCUGGAUGCCAGAACAAAGCUAAAGCUAGCAGGGAUGAUCACAAUUGAAAAAGACCUUUGAUCCUCCCUGCUUACCAUUCAUUACACUCCUGAUACGUUAGAGGGGGCAGGGAGGGAUAACAAAAAACAGUAAAGAAGUAAAUAGUCUGAGCAUAUGCAGAUUCACUUUAAUCCAAUCUUCAUGAUGGCUUAAGGAGGUUGCUUCUAGUGCUUCUCUGCUAAACAUGUUUAUUUGGGAAUAAGCCUCAUUUUGUUGCAGACAAUGAUAUAUUUUAAAAGUAAGAACAAUAAAAGGGGCAUCUAUAAUUAUGUAAGCUGUUUGGAUUGUUUUGGGUGGAGCCCUGGACUUUGGCCAUAGUUGCACAACCAUUAGUGUCACAAUUGUGCCUGAUCCUUUUAAUUUUUUCCCUUGCAAAUACACUAACAAGUUAGAAUAAAUGUAAAAUAUUUCGGAAGGAUAGCUUGGUAUAGUAACCGCUUGUGUUUCUACAGUAAUAGCAGUUAUUGUUCUCUUACACAGCUUCGUGAAAGAGGAGUACUGCUCACAUGGAGGAUGGGAGGAAAGUUAUAUUGUGCAUCACCUUGUUUUGUUUUGUCUUAAGAUGUUUCACUAUUUGUUACUUGGGAAAAUGAUGAAACAUUUUUUUAAAAAAAUAUUUUUUUAAAAAAAUUGUGUAACAAUUGAUGUGUUCCAGCCGAUAUGUGAAAACUUCUACUGAAACAGAAGACACCGAAGCAUCCUUGCAGUGCUGCAAGGACAAUGGUAUCAAUGGUAAUGGCCCAAAUGGAAUUCAUGAAGAAGGAUCCCCAAGUAAGACCUGAAUUAUCAAUAGCUGCCUAAAGCUUUGGUUCAGUUUUGAAAGGUGCUCUGAAACCUGCCUUGAUUGUUGUAAACCUCCCAUUAAAUCUCUAGCACUUUUGGAUCUCAGGAACCACAUUACAGAAACAGACAAAACACUUGUGGUGGGUCCAUAUUUCUUGCGUGUCAAGGCCCUGAGCCCUCCCCCAUUUGUUGAAUAAGAAAACACAUGGACACCAGUCUUUUAGGUUAAUGGGCUAAUUAAGGCCACAACUUUAUUGGUUACAGAAUGCAGCAUAUGAGUGGCAUUGGCUUAGGCACUGGAAUUGAACCGACUAUAUCUGACUCCUGCCCGCCAUGCAGGUAGUCCGGUAAGGGUCAACCACCAGUAAGGGGAGCUCUGAUGAUGUACAUCAACUAAGAGCUCCCCCAGGGUCCCAGAUGGGGUUGUGGCAUGGCCCUAGCCCAUACCCGGGCUUUGGAUGAGAUCCACAGCCCUGGAUCCCUUUAACGGAAUACCCUUAAAGAGGAGGGGCAGGUGAUGGCCACAACCUGCCCUCCCAUAAACCAGGUUUUACCAAUGCCUAACCGCCACACCCUACAAAGUUGUGACGAUUGCUAUGAGGUAGGCGAAAACCACAUGGCUGGUGCCAAUUUGCCAAGUGGAAAAAUUCCUACCAGGCCCCCUCAACAGGCGACCAACCAAGGUCCAUAGCAAGGCCAAGAUGUCAAACGUAUGAAAAAAGGGUGGAAGGGCGGGAGAUCCACUGAAGCAGGAACCAAGAGGGAGAACUAAAUUCACAAUGAUGUGAGAUGUGUAACAUUCUGUGCAAAUGACAGGCGGUGCCGCUAUAUCCUCCAUCCCAGGUGAAAUGGAAACUGACGAACAAGAUGAUGAAUCCAGCCAGGAUCAGGAACUUCCUUCUGAAAAUGAAAACAGCCAGUCAGAAGACUCUGUUGGAGGGGACAAUGAUUCCGAGAAUGGAUUAUGCACAGAGGACUCCUGCAAGGAUCAACUUAUAGGGCACAAAAAGCGAUUGUUCACAUUCCAGUUUAACAGUUUAGGCAAUACUGACAUCAAUUAUGUUAAAGAUGACACCAGGCAUAUUAGAUUUGAUGACAGGCAACUUAGGCUAGAUGGUAAGUUGUUGUUUUUUAUAGUGGGGUAGCUUUGAUUCUACUCCAUUCUGUUGUUAACAUUUCCUGUUAAAAUGUUCUGUGUAUUUUGUUGCUUUGCUGUUUAUUUUUAUCCUUUGUUUUGAGGCAAGCUCCUGAAUGCUGAUUAUGAUAAAAAAAAAUCAAACCGUCAUAUAAUAAAAUGGAGAUAAAAUUGAAAAUAGAGAACCAGCAGUAAAAUAAAAUAAAAAGCUUGGUGGAAUAAGGAAGUCUUUAGGGACCACAGAAAGCCCGCAAGGGAUGGGGCCAAGCAUGGUUCUUGAGUAAGGGAACUUCAGAAGUAUGGGGCCGCUACUGAAAAAGCCCUGUAUCAGGUGCUUGCCAAGCUGUUUGAGCACAGUGAAAGGUGCGAGAUCAGGCCUCCCACACUUGAUUUUGAGUCAUGGGCAGGUUCAUGUGCUUGUAGGUGGUCCAAAUAACUUGUUCUAUGGGUUGAAGCAGUAGUCUUCCAACGGCUCCAGCAAGGACCACCAUCACCCUAAGACUGUGCCUCCAAGUCCUACUCUGGGAAGACAGCCUAGAACAGGGGUCAACCUUUUUAUACCUACUGCCCACUAAUGCAUCUUUCUUGAUGGUAAAAUUUCCUUACCACCCACCAGUGCUCGAUGGAAGGGGGAUUCAGCUUGUGCCGUAGAACCCCCUACCGCCCACCUAGAAUCCUGAAAUGCCCACUGGUAGGCGGUAGGGACCAGGUUGACAACCCCUGGCCUAGAAGGAUACUAUGGUCAGUGGUAUCAAAAGGCACAAGGAGGCUUUCCCCACCCACCCCUGAGAACUUCUUUUAAGUCCAUUCCCAAAAGAUACACGAGUUUUCAGGCUUCCUGUGUUGGUUUGAACCAUUUUUUUCAAUUAUUAUUUAUGUCCCACCCUUCAAUUAAAUUCCAAGAGCAGCAUACACUAGAAAAAAAUUUAAAAACCAUUUUAAAAGAUAGAAACAUUACAGAAUAAAAGCAGUUUCUGAGCUGUCUUCAAAGACAGUCUUGCAUAUAACUCGUUAUAUCACAACGUUAACACAUUACAUUAGCUCUAAUCUAGAGAUUCCCAAAACAUGGUUAGCUGAGGUUUGGCUACUGUGUCUUAGUUUGGUUGCAAUUGAUACCUAAACUGGAUAUAGUAUAUCAGAUGGGUGUGUAUACAAACUUGGCAAACGGUUAGCAAGUCUUGGCCCUUUUAGACAGUAUUCUAUCUAGAGAUGACUGUGUACUACUAAGUGCCUACAUUGUAUCUAGCGGGUACAAAGCCCAGGGCAAUGUACUAAAAGAAUAAACAACAAAAUUAUAUAUGUGAUUAAAACAAAUGCAGAACAAAAAUAUUCAUGAAGUAACUUUUUUUUAAAACCCAUGUAAGCCACUUAAUAUGUUUGGGUUGGUACUUAUAGGACUAUUAUUAUUAUUAUUAUUUAUUAAAAUAAAUACAGCAUUUUUAAAGGAGGUUUCUACUCUUCUGUUUAGAAAGAUCUUUCUUGGCUUUGGAUUGGGACCCCGAAUAUAAAAAGCGAUUCUUCGAUGAAAAUGCUGCUGAGGUAUGUGAUUUUUUGUAAAAAAUAAUAAUAUUCUGGUUGAAUUAAGGAGUAGGCUGAAAUGGCCAUCCCUAAGUCGCCACCCUGUUCAGAGGUGGGUAACUGGGGGCAUCCAACUCAGGGGCCACAACUUGAGAACUCAAAAGGAUUUCAGGGAACAGAGCUUAUUGAUCUGGUAGCAGAGAAGAUUCUUCCCUUUUUUUUGCUUUCACCUUCUGUACCAGCAUAGUAAGCUCCCUCUUACCCAAACCAGCAGAAAUCACUUUGCGCCAUCAUUUGAUUUUGGGGGUUGUCCUAAAUGCUCCCCCCCAAAUCAGACAAAUUCCAAAACAGGGCAAAAGGACACCAAGCCUAGGGAACGGUAAAUUCUUUCGAAAUAAUUUAGCAUAGUUCAAUAUAGGGAAAGUUUGUUUUCCAUUUGGGUUAGCUUUUCCAGAAUUGGGAGCUUGUAGACCUUGUUUUAUAGUAAGACAACAUCACUAAAAUGAGUUUUGUUUUAUUUGUUCUCUUAACGCAAGAAAUACUUCUCUUUAGGAUUUUGAAAAACAUGAGAGCGUGGAAUAUAGACCUCCCAAAAAGCCCUUUGUGAAAUUAAAAGAUUGCAUUGAAUUGUUCACAACAAAGGAAAAGCUAGGUGCUGAAGACCCAUGGUAAGAGCAAUUGCUUAAUGAGUGUGAAUGGGUAGAAGGAAAGGGGUUAGAGGGGGGAGAUUGCACAGCACUCAUCAGAUUGUAUCCCUGACAAUGCAAGAGGCUCAAAUUUUACCCCAGCUUCAGUUUCAAGUCCUGCUCUAAAGAGGGCUAAGCCUCAAGUAGGGGGUCCCCUACCAGGGUCAUUCCAUAUCAAGUGAUUCAACUUUUUUAUCUUGUGUCAUUCAGUUUUCUUAAUAUUUUGUACACUUUUUGACUGAUCAAAACUCAGUUUAAAUCUAAAAUUUUAUUUUUAAAAAAAUCUCGUCCCGUUUGUGAGUUAUGAGGGCUUGAAAUUUCUAGAAAUUGACAAUUUUGGCCUUGCCAGACUACAGAAAAACCUUAAAAGCUCAGCCUAGAAUUGAGAUACGUCAAAACUAAAAACACCGAUCUCUUCAUGGACUUUAAUAUGAUAUGUCAUAUGAUGCACUUACUUUAAAAUUUAAAUGUAAGUGACAAAAUUUAACAUUUUUUAAAGGGAUUAAAAAAAUUAUAUGAUUAAAUUUUUCAAAAAAAAAGUUAUUGAUUAUUUAAUAUUUCUAAGAGCUACUGGCAAAAUUUCAUGUUCAGAUCUCAGUGGGAUCACAUUUUUUAAAAAAAUACUUUGUAUAUACAUGUCUGCCUUAUUGGGUUCUAUUUAGGAUAAAUUGGAGUAAAAUAUUUCUUCUGUGACAAGACUUCAAACUAUAAUAUCAGUUACAUUUCUUUAAAAAGUUACUCAAUUAAAAGGUAUCUGAAAAGCUAGUCAGGCUUUUCUAUUUAAAACGUAUACCAAAGCCGAGUGAAAGCUUGCUAUAUUGCAUGUUAGAAUUAACACUUUGAAAGAAUUCUUGCUAGGAGAGAUGGGUCCACAUAUUUCUUCCAUUACCGAGAGAAGUGAGGCAAGAAACACAUGAGCCUAAAUCUUCUCCUUUUUCUUAAGAAAAAAAUUGAAAAUAUCUAAAGGGACAUAUGUGACUCAAAUCCAUAAAGACUUCAGUCCUAAAUGCAACUUCCCCCGUGUGUUUUUUAGGCCUUGGACAGUAUAGAUAUGCUUAGGAGCUAGAGGAACCUUUGCUAGCUUGAUGCCUUUCAUAUGUUUUGGACGACUCCCAUCAUGUUUACAGGGAUUGACAGGAGUUGUAUUUCAAAACAUCUGGAAGGCACCAGCUGGCGAAGGUUGAGCAGAGCCAAUAUGCAGGCCAGAAAUAACUUAUGUCUGAAGAGCUAGGAUUAGUCAUUCAUUUACCCAUCACCUUUUAUGUUAACCCUAUUAGGAGUGGUAAAGCGUUCCGUUUGCAUCGGCUUCAGAAGAAACAGAAGCAGGGGAUCUCUCCAGAUCACACUGUUAAUUAAGAUCAUGAAUUUGAAUAAGUAGAUGUUUAGUUUAUUAAGUAUAGGCCCUAAAGCCGGUGUGUGGAACAUGUGUCCUUGGACUCCCAAAGCCCACCAGCCUCUGUCAGGAUGGAAUCUGGAGUGCCACAGGUUGCCAGCCCCCGAUCUAAAGAAUACCUUCGUAUUUGUCAAGACGAGCUUUACUCAGUCAUGGAGAAGCAUUAAUUACAUGAUGUUUUAAUUUCACUGUGACGCAAAACUUUGACUUGAAAUGUGUUUUUCUUGUAGGUAUUGCCCAAAUUGUAAAGAACAUCAGCAAGCUACCAAAAAACUAGACUUGUGGUCGCUGCCACCAGUACUGGUAGUGCAUUUAAAACGUUUUUCUUACAGCAGAUACAUGAGAGAUAAGUUGGAUACUUUGGUUGACUUCCCUAUAACGUAAGAAAACCAUAUUUAACAACAAUUGAAUAGUUUAGUUUUUUUCUGUUUUGUUUUGAUUUAUUUAUUUAAUUUAUUGAUUAUGUAGGCUUAACUCACUGUGAACACAACAAAGCAUUUUCCAGGUGCCCUAAAAGAAUAAUUUGCUUAGCAUAAGUUGCAUUUGCCUUGCUAGUAACGGUCAAGGUUACUACAGCUAAGACAUUUUCAGUGCUGUUACAUAGCUUUCAUUGAUGUUGCACAACCUGCUCUUCACUGCUCCAAAUUAAAAAUGACCCCUGUGUUUUCCUAGCAGUGGGCUACCCUGCUAAUUAGUUUCUGUCCAAACAAUUCCUCAGAUAUUAAUGUACGGUCCUAUCAUUCUAAUCUUAAAUACAUUUUCAGUUGUGACUUCAGAAAGGCUUGGAAGAAAGUUCUUAUUGAUAGUGUUGCCUAGAGUAAAAAUGCCCCUUUAAAAGCUUUCUACAUGAAUGAGCAGUUAAUAUUUGAGGAUUGCUUGAUUUUAGUUAUUUAGUACAUUUCUAUCUUCCACGGAACUCAAGGUAGAAUACAUUGCUCUUCCAGAUCCCAAUUUUAUAUUCACAACAUCCUGUUGAGAUAGGCUCAAGUGAGCAUCAUGGAUUUAGCUCAGGCAUAGGCAAACUCUGCCCUCCAGAUGUUUUGAGACUACAAUUCCCAUCAUCCCUGACCUCUGGUCCUGUUAGCUAGAUAUGAUGGGAAUUGUAGUUCAACAACAUCUGGCGGGUCAGAGUUUGCCUAUGCCUGAUUUAGCUGUUCUUUCUAGUCCUGGUCUGACACUCUAAACACUAAAUAGGCUGGCUUCUCCCAUUUCUUCUUUAACAAGGACGCCCAGUAAAUAUAAGUGUGUAUGAAAAUGCCUUGAUGAAUACGUACCAGUUAAAAGACCUACAUCUGUUGCUUUGCAUAAGGUUUGGAGUGAGUGCUUUGUCUCAGUUGUGUUGAAAUCAGAUGUAAAACCUGCAACCAGUUCUUGAAUAUAAAUCCAGAAUUAAUGAGAUACUUUCUUUGAAACAGUGAUUUGGAUAUGUCGGAAUUCCUUAUUAAUCCAAAUGCUGGGCCUUGCCGCUAUAAUUUGAUUGCAGUUUCAAACCACUAUGGAGGAAUGGGUGGAGGGCAUUGUAAGUAAUUUAGUUUGUUCAUAAGAUAAUACAUUUCUUUAUUGUGGCCUGUUAUUAGCACUUUAAGGGAAAAUAUUCUUGUCCUAUCCUAGACACUGCUUUUGCAAAAAAUAAAGAUGAUGGAAAAUGGUACUACUUUGAUGACAGUAGCGUGUCCACUGCAUCUGAGGAACAAAUAGUGGCAAGUAUAUUUUAUUUUCCUAGAAACAAGACGUAACAUGGACUUGCAUAUAUAUUUUAGUAAGAAAAUAAUUUGCAACAGGGAUAAUCAGGAGUUAAAUACGGAUCUCCUGGUGGAUUUCUGAGCAAGGAUUUCUGACUCUCAACAUAAUAAUGGCAAUGACAAAAUAACUUCCCCACCCCACCCACAUUACAUUUCUGAAAUGGGAAUUACCAGAAGUCGGGUUUUUGUGUGGAAGAACUGUGAGCUCAGUUCUGUUCUAAACUCAGAACAAAUUUCUGGUCCCAUGAUUUUUUUUUUAAUCUGAGAGUUGAAUCCAACCAAUUUUUACUCACAGUAGGCCUAUCAAAUAAUGGCAUGACAUUACUUAGGUCCACUCAUUUCAGUGAAUCUACUCUGAGUAAAAGUUCCCUUUGGUUGGUUAUAUUUAAAAAAAAAAAAAGGAAAAGAGCUCCCACAAACCUGAAGUCUGCCCACCCCGAUUUACAGUGUAAUUUGAAAUAGCAGUAUGCCAAAAUGUUACAUACUUAGUACUUUGGCUUGAAGAACAGCCUUGGAAAUCUAGAAAGGCUUACCAAAUGAGUAAUACGUUCUUCAAUAGAAAGCAGUUGCGGAAAGGUUUAAUUAUGUCAGUUCAUAAAUACCAAUAUGAAUUUGGGUGCCGUAGUGAAAAACAGUACAAAUACAGAAUCCUUUCUGUGAAUACCAUUGUCGGCUUUCUGGGCCCUUGUUUUUCAACCUAUGAAAAUGGAGAUAAUACUAAAACUUGGUUGUUCCUUAUUUUGCAGUCCAAAGCAGCGUAUGUGCUCUUCUACCAGAGACAGGACACAAUAAGUGGAACUGGCUUUUUUCCUCUUGACCGGGAAACUAAACAAGGUGCUUCUGCCGCCACAGGCAUCCCAUUAGAGAGUGAUGAAGACAGUAACGAGAAUGACAACGAUAUAGAGAAUGAAAAUUGUAUGCACACUAACUAAUGGAAGACCUAGAAGCCAUACAGAGAAAAACUUUCUUGUGGGAGAUACCUACUAAAGCAUUGAAAUUACCCACCAAAUUAAAAAUAAAAUCUGAGAUGGGAAAUUUCAGAUGACAGAAUGUAAAUCCUUAUUACAUUUUAACUUGUGCAGUACUUGAAGUGAAACACAAUGAAAACGUUAACAGAAUUUGUCUCCUAUUACCUUUACAAUCUUGUAUUCACAAGCUAUAUACGUAUAGGAAAUCACAAAUAAACCCCUUUACAAUUUCUGCUGCAGUUUGGAUGAAUUAUGGAUUUUUUGUUUCGGAUGCGAGUUAUUAUCAACAAUUUGUGGAUUUGGUUUUUGUGUAACACCACAAGAAUAUUACUGCCAAGCCUUUAUUUUUGGAUAGGUGUGUCCAUAUACAUGUAACAAACUUCAAUUUGCCUAGUAUAUGUGACCAAUAAGUGCAGCAGUAUUCUUGCAACACCAAAUUUUCAAGUUUAUCCCUGAAAUAAACGUUGAUUAAAAAGAAACUUAAUCAUGAUAGAAAAUAACUUGGAAAAGGUGUUUUAACCUUUUGUGGUAUAAGUAAACUUCCAGAAUAUUAUGUUCAUCUUACUGCUGCUGUGGAACAGGUUCUGGAUUUCAUGCUGCAUUAAGGAAUUGAAUUUUUCAAUUAAAUGUAAGUAUCCCUCAUUGCUUGUUGGAUCUACUUUGUAAACAUAAUUCCUGUUACCUUGCUUAUAAGAUGUGCGUAAUUUUAAUCUGGUGUCAGUCCAAAAAUUUUAAUUGUGCUGUAAAAGUCCCCACCCCACCCCAUUUUUGGUAGUUUGGCAAUUUUGCAAACUACAUGCCGUGUAAUAGGGUCCGAUUUUUAAUAGUAUACUGUAUUCAUAGUAACGACUGUGCAUCAAGCUUAGAUGACUUUUCCAUAUAACUUGCCUUCAAAUUGUUAAUGGGCAACUGGUUUAAAGGUAGGUCUGUUAAUUUUCAUGUGCGUUCUUGGUGGAAUUCACCAUAGCCUUACAUCUUAUCUCAAAAAAGGUAACUUUAUUAUAGAAGAUUUGGCAUUUGCAUGUUCAAGAGUCAGAACCUGUACAGUAAGUAGAUAAAGCAUACAUACCUUGAAUUGGAUUUUAAUUAACUGUGUUCAAGAAGUCUGGGAUGCCAAAAAUAAGUGUAACAGUUUGAAACAUUUUUUUUAUUUGCUGCUUUCCCUUUGAUAUAGUUGGAAGAAUGUAUUGUUGAUUCAUAUACAAUACUGCCUUUGACAGGAACUCCCUAAGUGUGGAGGCCCACUUCACAUAUCUACUACCUGAAGUCCCACCAUUGUUAAAAGCAAAAAGUAUGAUCUUCACUUGAACUAAUCAAAUACAAUAAGUUAUAAAUUGUGUAUUGUAAAUAAAGUUCACUCUGUGAGUGCACAUUUUGGUAAAUUAUUUAUUUAUGUUAGCAUUUGAAAGUUUAAAAUUGCAUUUGACCAGGAUAAAAAAAUUAGGUUUGUGGACAUGGCUUUGCUUUAUACUUUGAUAUUAAAAGCUGGUGUUUCAUCCUGGUAUUUUAAAGCUGCUUUCUGUUUUUUUAAAUGUAAGCUUAGCCUCCUGCAUGACAGAGGUUAAAAAAUUGUCUGCACUUGAGUUCACUUGGGUUUACAUUUGAAAUGCGCAUGUUUUAUUUAUAAAAAUUUCAAUAAAGCUAUUCAAGGCCUU
Messenger RNA from Podarcis lilfordi (Lilford's wall lizard), 51844 nucleotides. The record is from the annotation of a GenBank genome assembly. NCBI's taxonomy places the organism in Eukaryota, Metazoa, Chordata, Lepidosauria, Squamata, Lacertidae.